AUGAGACCUCUUUCCAUCUCUAUGGGCUGCACCAGAGCCAUAUUCGGUGCGUUCCUCUGCCCAUGCGAGGCGAUGCAACAGCCAAUGGGCUAAUCCUGACGAUUUACGCUGGGUUCAUAGCCGAUUUUUUUCCCCCAACUGUCAACAAACACUGAACAAAAAUAUAAACGCAACAAGUGUUGGUCCCAUGUUUCAUGAGCUGAAAUCAAAGAUCCCAGAAAUGUUCCAUACGCACAAAAAGCUUAUUUCUCUCAAAUGUUGUGCACAAAUGUGUUUACAUCCCUUUUAGUGAGCAUUCCUCCUUUGCCAAAAUAAUCCAUCCACUUGACAGGUGUGGCAUAUCAAGAAGCUGAUUAAACUGCAAGAUCAUUACACAGGUGCACCUUGUGCUGGGGACAGAAAAUGGCCACUAAAAUGUGCAGUUUUGUCACACAACACAAUGCUACAGAUGUCUCAAGUUUUGAGUGAGCGUGCAACUGGCAUGCUGACUGCAGGAAUGUCCACCAGAGCUGUUGCCAGAGAAUUCUCUACCAUAAGCCGCCUCCAACGUAGUUUUAGAGAAUUUGGCAGUACGUCCAACCGGCCUCAGAAGCGCAGACCAUGUGUAACCAACCCAGGGCCUCCACAUCCGGCUUCUUCAACUGCAGGUUCGUCUGAGACCAGCUGGGACAGCUGAGGAAACUGAGGAGUAUUUUUGUCUGUAAUAAAGCCCACUUGUGGGGGAAAAACUCAUUCUGAUUGGCUGGGCCUGGCUCCCAGUGGGUGGGCAUGGCUCCCAAAUGGGUGGGCCUAUGCCCUCCCAGGCCUACCCAUGGCUGCGCCCCUGCCCAGACAUGUGAAAUCCAUAGAUUAGGGCCUAAAUAAUUUAUUUUACUUUCCUUAUAUGAACUGUAACUCAGUAAAAUCGUUGAAAUUGUUGCGUUUAUAUUAUGCUAAUAGUCACCAUCUACAUGGGAGGUGUGAAUUGCAGGCUAUUACCACAUGCCAUGUGCUCAGGUAGAUGCCAUUGGCCCAAACAAAGAAAACCCUGUUUGAAAGAUCAUCAUGUUGGAGUGAUCGGAGGAAUGGCUAGUUACCACAGCCACAAAGUCAUAAUAAUGGCUAAAACCCGCCUGUUUCUACAAUUUAUCUUCCGAAAAUCUUAUUUUAAACCUACCCCUAACCAUAACCACACUGCUAACCUUAUGCCUAAUCCUAACCUUAAUUUAAUACCAAAAAGCAAAAAUUAUAUAUAGCCAAUUUCAAUUUUGUGGCAGCAGUAACUAGUGACACAACCCCUCUGGGCUCCACAGUGAGGACGGCUCCAGCCUUGUUUUGUGAAGUCACGUUUCCGCCUCCCGCGAGUUUACACGUCACCAGUUUCCUGUUGUUGUUUUGUCAAUGGCGGACAGUCUAAUUAACUCAUAACUGCUGGGGAAUAUCAGCACUGUAACCGGGAAACGACAACCUGGAAGCCGGUUAGCUAAUUAUUAAUAGAAGCCUAAAACCAAACUCUCCAAGCCUGAGGCAUUGAUAAGAGGCGACAGCAAAUUAGCUUAAUAGCUGGCAAAAAACGGACAGUGGGCUAGCUACUGUAACAGUAGCAGCGGCCUUGGCCGGUUUUGGAAAAGUUGCCUGAUUUUAUGACCAUCGUCAAGAAAUUACCAUCAUCACUAGCUAUGGACAUCUAGUUUGGAGCGUCACCCGGACCGGUAUGUAGCCACGAUUGGCAUAUUUUAGAAGUUGUGCAAAUGUACCUCUAACCGAAGCCCCAAACUGUCGUUAGUAUUCUAACUACAAAGUUACCUAACGUUAAGAUACUCGCUAGCGAACAUUGCGUUAGUAAAGUUUGAUAGCUAGUUAGCGGUGUUAGCUUGCUGUCACUGUUUUAGCUAGUAGCAGGGGAUGUUUGCUAGCUAACGUUAGCCAGUCCGUAGCCCACAGAACAAUCAUCCUCAUAGCUACCGAAUAGAGUUUUACGAUUAAAUAUAAAAAUGUCUACGAUUUGUGAUGUAAAUCCCCAUGGGCAAAUCAUCAGUUAGUUAGGUAACGUUAACUAGUUAGCAAUCUUACCAAACUAGUUAGCUAACUACAACUAGUAAACUAUUCACUGGGGUGUCAGCUUUUCUUGACUAGUUUCAAAUUCUUUCCGCUCCUGCAAUGAGAACGACUUGCAGGCAACCGAUGUUGUGCUUCAAACUGUAAUACGCGACAGUUUCUGUGAAUAAUUAUUCACCAAAUGUAUCGUGGAGUUGCGUUUAAUCGGCUGCUCGCUAACUAGCCAAGUUGAUUUAACUUUUUUGGGAGCCACACCUCACUUCUCAGCUGUUCUGCUUUUGUAGAAAAUUAUUUGGCAGAUUUACUGUAGUAACUGUUUAUGAUAAUGUCUUUUAAAAUGUAAAAACACUGAAACUGUAGCUUGAGCUCUAAUUUUACAUUUAAUUUUGACAAAUUGGUGCAUUUCAAGCCUUUAUUUUUGCCUACACUGUCUGAUAAUUUGCUAUGUCUGUAGUGAACGUUGAUCUCCAGUGGGACAUCUUUUCCAGUACAUGUUGGAGCAGACCUAAUAUUUUAUUGAACACACUGAUUUGUGGCUGUUAUUGGUUUUGCAGCCAGACUAUCAAAAGUGCUUGCUGCGAGGUAGAUGGUUACAUAACAUUUGCAAUAGUCAUCCAUGCCAGCCUGAACUGUUGUUUAUUAAAUAGAGCCUAUUAUUUGCAAUAGUCAUCAUUGCCAGCCUGAACUGUUGUUUAUUAAAUAGAGAGCCUAUUAUUCCUAAUUCUAUCUUUUUAUUAUGAGUAAACUGCGAUGACAUGAGAGGAAUGCAUGGAGUGUGAAAUAUGAGAUUCCAGAAUGCCCUGUUUUUUUCGUAAGAACAAAUAGCUAGGUAAAUGGACCAUCAUUGCUUUAUUUAACCACAUCUCAACAUUGGAGGGGAAUACAUUGAUUCUACUGUCACCCUACUUAAAGACUGUUUUUUUUUUUCUCCCCUCCACAAAUUGUAUACAUAAUACACCCACAGACAUAUCUUUUUCUUGCUUAUGUUCCUAUCUCGUCAUAAGGAAACCUUGUUAGGUAUUUGCUGUAGAACCGGUUGGAAUGGUAGUACAACAGCUCUUUAAAUGGAAGUGCAACAGCUCUUGAGUCAGCAGUCUGUCAUGAAAGAUUAAUUGGUUAUUUAUUUCUACUAUACACAUGUAUGUAUGUGUAAUCACUCCUUUUUUGACCCACUGCAGAUGCUGGGUAGAGGUGCUUGUCCCAGUCACUUAGAUUCUUUGCCUGCCUGCAAGUAGCAUUAAUGCAGUGUUUGGCUUCAAUGUGUUUCUGCUCAGGCGGUUUGUACUCUGUUUUUCCUGGAUAGAUGGCAGCAUAAAAGUACUGCUGCUGACAUUAGGUUCCUAUUUCUCACUUACAGCCACUAUGUGAACUGUAUUUAUUUAUCAGAUAAUUGUCUUAAAGUUGAUCAAGUAUUUCUUCUAACUUCACUACUGUCUUCUACUAUUCUAACUGAAGACUACUGGGCAGGACAACAGGAGAGGUCAGCUUCUUAAUGUCUCUGAUGCUAUUACCAUCCUUCUAUCAGUGCAACAUUCUACUGUCUGCCACACUGAAGAAAUAAGGACGAGGGAUACCUCUUCAUGUUACCUCAAUGUGUCUAUGGGGCUGCAAAGGCUUUGUUUACCUUUUUGUGUUGCUGUUUUUCUUUUAAUUGAAAUGCCUUUCUCCCCUCAGAGCUGUCAGCUGCAUGGAAAAGUCUGAAUCAGACCAAAGCUGCUGUAAGUAAACCCAUAUUAACAAUGUUGUCUAAUGAUUUUACAGUUUUCUAUUUGUGGAGACUCACCCCUUAAUGCAAUGACACAUGGGCUGUGGUAUUUUAAGUGUCUGUCUGGGCUCUGACUUGAGUUUUUGUUCUGUAUCUGAGUCAGGCGCUUUUGUUUUCCCUGCAGUUGCGGCACAUUGAGAAGCGCCUGGAGGCUGCUCCUGGCUCUGGGGUUCUGCUGGAUUCCGUAAUGGAUACAAAGAAAAGCUCCGGGGGCGCCACCAGGAAAGUGAGCCGCAGAGGUGAGGCACACAAUGAUAUUUCUCAUCCUUGUAAGCCAUGGUUACUAUUUACAGCACAAGGUUCUCCCUCAAACAGCAGCAGGCAUCAUCAUUACUUUGCAUUGCAAGGUUAGUUUGCAGGAAUUUUAACCCUCUCUCUCCUGACUCAGAUGGGCGGCGUACAGAGGACUGCUCUCAGGCAGGCGGAACCUCCAAGUCCAGAACGAGGAGUCAUCGGAGCCCAGACAAGAGCUCCCGCAGCCCCCUGAGGAACACCACACAGGACAGCAACGUCCGUAGGAACAACUGUGUUGAGUUUAAGGAGCCUCUGGCCUCUUAUAGGUAUGCACUGUUAAAACACUCUGAUUUUUCUGAAAAGUAAAAUAAAGUCUAAUCUGAAGGAUAUUUCUACCAUGUUUACUAAUGUAUGCUGCAACUGAGUUGAGGUUGUGUGAUGAUACAGUGCAAAAUGUUGUGUUUUUAGUCCCUGUCUGUAAUCCUGUAAGACCUGCUGUCAGAAAUGGUCAUUAAGUGGCUACUUCUAAACAGCCCUUUUAGACAAAUAAACACCACAAGUACAUGUGUAGGUCUUUGCACAUAAGACCACCAUUCAAAGCCAUGUGAUCUUGACACAUCCCAUUCAAAUAGAAUAACCUGUUUUGGGUUUUGUCUAAAUAACAACUAGCCUAUAUGCCCCCCCCCCCCCCCCCCAGGGAAGCAACCCCAACACCCCUGACCUUCUCCCAGCUGGAGGCCCACAGUCUGCAGUCGGAGGUUGCCGCCCCCCCUCCCCCGGACUCCUGUCUCAGCCAGCUGGUUUACCAGAGCGACAAGCGAGACCAGCAGACUCGUAGAGACCUGGACAGCACACACUCGUCUGCUCUGGACAGCACCGUGGUGCGUUACCUCAACGACCGUCCCGCGCUGGACGCCCUGCUGCCCCCAGGCCACACUGCUGCAGCCAGAGACCAGGAGGGGGGCCUGGAGGACAGGCCCAAAGCACACACCCUGGAGGGCCCGGCCCCACCCCCAGCAGAGACCUCUGUUUCCUCAAGCCCUGGCUCGGCCUCCCAGAGGCUGGAGAACCUGAGGCGGAGGCAGCCUGACGACAAGCUGGAGAAGCUAAAGGAGACGAUCCGCAGGCAGAGAGAGCACCUGGAGGCUGCUGACAGAGAUGGGUUGCUGGGGUACCUGGAGCAGCCUGUGGGCGUCGCUGGCGCUGUAGAGACCACCACCACCACCACGGCUAAAAUACGCAAAGUGGCAGCCGCACCUCUGGCACCUAUAUACAAAGGUAAUGCCCACUGGAUAGAGAAAGUUGAUCUCCAGUUGCACUGGAUGCAAAAAUCUGAUUACUUAAUUCCUUCAAACCAAAUCUUAUGUUCUUAUCAGGUUUCAACAGGAGUGAGAACAAGAGCUGCACUCCUGAUGGUAAAGUGUGGCGAGAGGAGGAGUUCCACAACCUGAGCAGAGACCUGUCUCGCCAUCUCUCAGGUGAGCACUGAGUGGUAGAUGACCAAUCAAAGGACACACCCUAUGCUGUUAGCUAAGCUUACAUAAUGACCCCUGUAGUUAACAGGCGUUAUUGAUAAAGUUGUAGGGAGUGACUAAAAGGACUGUGGAGUUGAACUGCCAGCUCAUCACCGCUCAAUAGAAUCAAUGGGCUGUUGACGUCAUAGUGGCUGUACAUUGGAAAAGGGCAUCAAAUGGACAGCGUAGUCCAGGGGUGCUCAAGUAUUAUUUGAGAAGAUCUGAUCACAUAGAUUUCAUGGUGGCAAAGGUCCGAAUGGAUAUUGUCAUUUAUUGGCAUAAUAAUAAACUCCUACCUCACAACCCAUGCCAUCCCCUGUUCACACCUCUUGUUGGCGGAGAGAAUUUUUAGCAGUUUUUUUUGCCAAUUUCCUGCAAUUCUACACAUUUUCCCAUGUAUUACAUGUGUUCUUAUGAUACCAGGGGUCGAAGCUUCUCCAAAAUAACAUGGUCGCUGUCGUAGAACAUUUAUUUUGAUUGCAAAUUUUGUUCAUUUAUCAAAAUCCCAUCAGGUAGCCUGAUUUCAAAUGUGUCAUGUAAACAAGAUUAUUAGGGAAAUCGUUAUUUUUGCACAGCAUGUAAACGUUUAAAUCGAACUAUUAUAUUAAUUUGCUAUUCACAAUAAUCAUAUUAUUGUGUGCAUACUCAGUGCUGGGCAUGUUCCUAUUGGUCAGUCACUGGGAUCGUCUCGUAACACCAACCACACUAAAAGAUAAAGGAAACAAAAAUUCGGACUCUGCCAGAACUUUUUCGGAGCCUACGACCGCACAUCGUUGUACUUAAUCGUCAGACCUAAACCCUGUCACACUGAAUGAGCCAAGACGUCCGACAAUCAUUUGCGACCUAAGACUUUCCCACGACAUGGACAUUUUGUCUGGGACCGGAAAAUCGUGGCAUUAGACUGCUAAAAUCGUAGUCUGUAAAGUUUAAGUGUUUUUUUUUCGGGCUGCCUAAGUCCAAACUUUGGGAAUGGAAAAAUGCUUUCAGUGUUUUACUUAAAUGACUAAAAACUGAUAUAAAGUAUGUAGAAAAGAUGAUGGACCUGUAUAAUCUUUGAGAACUAACAAUUCUGAGAACUGAAUUCAAGAGGCUUGAUUUUAUGUUUGAGCAGAAGAACACAGCAUUGGCCAUGGCAAAAUGCAUAGAAUUGCAGGAAAUUAGCUUUAAAACUGCAAGAUAUUUUCAGCUCCAAGGCAGAACAUGUAGAAUUGCAUGAAAUUGGUAAAGAUGGAUGCCUCUUAAAAUAUUAUUGUCCAGGGCCAUUCAGAUUGGCUGACCACACCCAUUGCCACGCCCAACACCUAAGCCCCGUUUUGAUCCAGAAAAACCCUGUAAUACUAGGCUAUAAAUGUAUUUGACGUUCCGGUUUCCAGCUCCUGUGCUUAAAUGCUGGUCUGCCAUUGAAACUGCCCUGGAAAUUAGAUGGCAUUAGAUACGCUCCAGUAUUUUCAGGAAGACUAAGCGCUAUUUUACCUAUCCCAGUCAGCUGUUUUCUUUUAAGAAAUAAUCAACCAUCCUAUUUGGGACAAGGAUGAUGUUGAGAAAAAGAAAUCUGAGUGUCCUCUAUUACAUUGAGGAUAACUAAAUGUAAUAGGUGAGGUUUUUGCUGCAGCAGACUUUCCAGGCAUUUUGCCACAACUGGAGCACUGCACGUUUCCCCGCCGUUUUGUAUGACUGUUUGAAGAAACAUUGUUGUAUUUUCUUUGGCCUCCCUGGCUCUCUGCUGAUUCCUGGGCUUCCACACAGGUUUUGAUGCCAAAGUUCUCUGCUUCCUCCUUUACACUGACACAGUCCACAAGCUUCAUGUUCAAUUGCUUUGUUUUGCAUUCAGAUGUUUUUCAGGAAGCUACUAACUUUUUAGAAAUGUGAUAGUUCUGUUAUUUUUCCCUCUUUGGUGUUCAAACUGUCAUGUCGUAUCCUUUCUCCCCGUCUUAGAGAGCACCAAGCCCAAGCAGCGACCCACAGAGAAGGCUAAGGAAAGGAAGCCAUCCAAGCCUGUGAGGAAAGUCCAUAAAUCAGCUUCUAUUCCCGACCCGGAGACCAAGCUAGGUUGGAUCUCUUUUCAUUUCUCCCCCUCCCUCUGUCUCUCGUGCUUACUCAUCCUGGUUCUAUGCAUUCAAUAGAAGACGUGAAAGUUCCUCCAAUAUUGUGUGUGUAGGUGAUAAUACAUCACAAAGCCAAGGGGUCUUUCACAAACUGGGAAUCCUCUCACAUUUAUUUUGGUUCAUCAGUUACUGUGCGGUAUGCACACUGAACCUGAGCAGGCGUAUAGUGAAUACAUCUGGCAGGCCCGUACCACAGUAGGCCUUUCUUAACUGUGUGCUAGUCAACAGGCCUCUUAUUUAUUUAUUUAUUUAACCUUUAUUUAACUAGGCAAGUCAGUUAAGAACAAAUUCUUAUUUACAAUGACGGCCAAACCCGGACGACGCUGGGCCAAUUGUGCGCCGCCCUAUGGGACUCCCAAUCACGGCCAGUUGUGAUACAGCCUGGAAUCGAACCAGGGGGUCUGUAGUGACGCCUCAAGCACUGAGAUGCAGUGCCUUAGACCGCUGCGCCACUCGGGAGCUCUGUUUGUAAGUGCACCAUUAAGUCCCUUAUCUGCAAAGGGAAUGUCCAGAAUGUAUCGCAUGCUGAUUGCAAGCAAGCCGCAGCUUAGAUGCACACUGUAGCUGGAAUGCAGAUGCGGCGCAGUUCUGCUGGGCUGGGCAUACCAGCUCGCUGACAGCUGAGAACAGCCACCCUGUACUGGGCCAAUUCCUUUCUCUUUCUCGCUCUGUCGCUCUGUCUGUCUGUCUGUCUGUCUCUGUGUGUGUGUGUUCUUCCCAGUGCAGUGGAAAGUGAGAUGAGUGUGGUUUAGCCUAGUCUUACUCUGUCAUCCUGCUACUGGACUCUGCUCGCAGCCCGCUCAACAAAAAUAGCCCACUGAAAUCUAUGAUCAAGUUCAGCUCCGUUGGCUCCUUUACCAAACAGAAAGAGCUGCUGGCCUAACACCAGCCCCUGCUUUGUAGAGCAAAUCAGUAGGCUAUGUUUUUCAAAGUCAAGGAAGAAUUUAGAAAUGUUAAUGUUCCAUUUGUUCAAAAUGAAUCCAGCAACACUGUGCUUUGUGUUAGAUCCCUUGUUCACUGCAGGGCUGACACCUUUUAUGAAGCAAUGUUUUAUAUUUUCAACUUUGGUUUAGCAUAAUUGAGCCAAACUCAUUACAUUUGCAUGAUGCAACUCUUAAAGAAUUUCUCUCCAAAGACAAUCAUACUUGGGCGAGACGACAUCAUUAUGUGUCUCUUUUGGCGACGUGAAUAUCACUUCAGUAAAACAGUAUUGGGUGUUAUUUUAUAAAUUUUCAAGGGGCAAUAAGCUGUUGCUACAUACAUUUUUUGACUUAUAAAUGAAAUGUAUGUACCCGUUAAGUCUUGAAGAAUAUAACUUAUAAAUGCCUCAUCAGAACCCAAAAUAGAAGCUUGUUUUACUCCAAUGUUUGUAACAAUGUAAAUCUAAACAAACACUGUAUAGCAUCAAAACAUAGUUAAAACUCUAAUUUUGAUAUCAUGGAUGGUCAGUCCUUGCAUCCAUAACGCUGUCUAUGACUUUGAGAAGUUACAUUUUUCCAGGCCCAUCCCUCAGCUUUUCACCAAAACCGAGGCGGUUUGACCGCUUUGUUUCAAUUACGGAUUCUAGCUUUAAGUUGUAAGUCUUUGCUGUCUGAUAAACAAUCCUGCCAUAAGUAAUUAAUGCAGAACUCUACACCGAUCAUGACCUUUCCGUGUGUUUUCGUGGUGUGUUCCCUGUUGCUGCAGUGAUCAGCACCACGUCAUGGCAGGAGGGUCAGAAGCUGGUGAAGAUGGUACUGGGUCCCGCUCCACGUCUGCCUCAAGAGCGAAAGCCAGAGCCCACAGACAGACUGGCCAGGACAGGUGGGUUGGGAGACAUAUCUACUACCCUCAACCAUCUCUGCUCUACUUGGCCUUCUCUCCUCUCCCCCUCCACUACAUCACACAGUAAAGAGUAUGGUUUCAUUCACACAAUAAUGCGAUUAUUGUGGAUAGUCAGAUUAAUAUAAUAGUUUAAUUAAAACAUUUACAUGCUGUGCAAGAAGAACGGUUCCCCUAAUAAUCCUGUUUACAUGGACACAUCUGAAAAGGCUACCUGAUGGCACUCUGAUGAAUGAAGAACAUUUCCAAUCAAAAUAAACAUUCUACCGCAGUGAACAUGUUAUUUUUGGGAAGCAGAGUUUGUAUGUGAAAACUACUUCUAAGACUCAUACAUUGAGUUGUUCCUAACUCUUCACUCGUGCUAAAGAGGGAGGCUCGGUCGGCUGGCGCUAGCACAUGUCAUAUCAAAUACACAGCUGAAACGCCGAUUUAAGGUGUUUACAUGUCCUAAUAAUUCGAAAGAUUACUCAGAAAACCAGGUGUUUUAAUUGGUGUAUGCUUACUUAGAUUUUGACCUUACACCGAUUUAAGAUAAGCAGAGUAAGGUUUUUACAUGACUAUUGCAUAAUCUGUCAACUGCCAUAAUCCGUUUAAUAUUGAAUUAUUAGUGUAAGAACUAAUCAGUAAGAACUAUGAAAAAGCAGACAGUUGGUGGUCUGGUAGAACACACAACAUUUUUGAGACCGUGUUAGUAGUGGAUAGUGUUACAGUAUGUAGUGGUCAUGUUUGUUUAUUACAUGUUAAAAGGCAUACAGUGCACGACAACAUACAGUCGGCAUGGCUAAAAUAAUAUAAAUAAAUAAAGAGGUUGUCGUCUCUUCUAGGGGGGGGGGGUGAGUGAAGCAUUUUGAGGCUGCUUAAAGGGUUGUACUGCCAGUCUUUCUUUUUUACUGCUAUAUUGAUUUCUGCAUUGUUGAGGUUAGAGUUUGCAAGAAAGGCAUUUCACUGUACUUGUGCAUGUGACAUUAAAACUUGAGCUCCAGACAGAACAUUUAUUUAAAUAAUUGUAGAUGUCUUAUCUGGAUAUAGCUACUAGGGCUUUCAAACGAUUGCAAACAUUUAUCAAGUUAAUUGCAUGGUUUUCUGUAGUUAACUGCGAUUAAUCUCAAAUUUGACCCUAAUUAAAAAUGUUUAAAUUAAAAACGCAUCACAUUGUGUUGUAGGAAUAAUAUAUUUUAAUUAUAGGGGAAGAAAACGCAAAAUAAACUAUAUUCUAAGACAAUUGAAUAACAACAGAUCAGCCAUGUCUGAGUCCAUGUAAAAUAUCAUACUGCUAUUAGAUCUAGCCUAGACUACUUCUUAUCCAUGUUCUUCAACAUGAAAUAGUCACAAGCUGCUGCUACUAGAAUUGGGAUCAUAUGGUUAAAUCUUUUGACCUGAGGACUACCACAAAAUCAGUAGCUAAAUGGAAUGUCCUGUUGUGAUUUAAAAUCAGAGUUUAAUCUAGAGAUAUUCGGCCAUGGCAUUCUAAACAUUCUCGUUUGGUUAGCUAGCGUUAGCCUAACAAGCUAGCUACUUCUGUGCAAAUGAAGUGUGUUCUGUUAUUUAAAGAAACACCUGAGAAAGUGUAUGGUUGAACUUUCUACGGUUUCUUUCAGAAUUGUUGCUCAAAGCUGCGCGCAUAGUUGUUUUAGCACUGCAAGAGAGGCAGCCACUCUACAGCUGCUGCUGUUAGGAGACCAACAGCACAGAGUGUGUUGCGCUUAAAAGGGUCUGUGAGGAAACAGACUUUUGGCUGACGAAUUGAGAUGCAAUUAAAUGCGUAGCAAAGAUUGACGUUAAUUGUAACGCUUUAACUUUGACAGCACUAAUAGCUACCACUAUUUUCCCCCUAACCAUGCACUCAAAACACAUGUUCCUUUCAAUUCACAAUAACAUUUAGUAACCAAUCAAUACAAUACCCCUUGUGUCGUCACAAAUCUUUUCCAGGAUCCCGUCCUCGGUCAAAUUUUGACCCCCGUCCAGUGCUGAACCGUCGGUCCAGACCGAGCAGCUCAGAGAGACCCUGUAGCCGGGACAGGACCACCCAGCCCACCCCAGACCCUCUGUCUGCAGGCCCAGCCGAGGACAGAGCCCCCAACACAGACCUCCUGUCUGUAAACAUCCAGGGCAUCCUGGACGACCUGCAGCUGGAGCGCAGAGCAGAGGAGCGAGGUCCAGCGGAGCCCAGGGCCAGAACCACAGCAUGGACGGCUGGUGGCUCCUCCUUACGGGUCUCCCGCACUGCCAGCCCCGCCAAGUGCAACAAGCCAGAGCCCUCAGAACCAGGGCCCAAGAAGAGGCACUAUGACGCCGACUCUGUGCGCCAGUACAUCACCCGGCAACAGGAGGAGCGUAAGAGACAUCUAGUGGAGGAGCGAAGGGCCCAGAGAGAGGAGGCGGAGAGGAGGAGCCAACGUCUACAGGAGCUUUACAGGAAGCAGAGAGAGGGGGUAGCCAAUAAGGGCCCUGCAGUACCAGUCCUGCAGGAGACCUACACCAAACUACUACUGGAACAGGCUGAGCUAGAAGAGGAACCUCUGCCUUCCCAGACACAGCCAGCUGCUACCACAGUCAUCCACCAGGUAAAGGCAUCUUUAGUUGUAGUGGGGAUGAAGCUCUCACUGUCCCCUUACUCACAUGGCAAGCUUUAGUGAAAAUGGGGGUGCAGAGCAUGGUAUGGUGUGUCAAAUGUAAUUCAUAGCUGCCCUUGUUAUGUAAAGGGCAAAUAUGUGAAAUGGUGACAUGUAGAAUAACCCUCAUUAUAACUCUGGACAUAUAAUGCUAUUGCUCAUAUUUAAUGUAGUCAAGUUGCCUUUAGGAAAUGACACCUCCUGUGGUGAGUGAAACUAGCUGCGAGUUAUUUGUGGUGUGUUCUCCUUUAGCAGAGGCCCCUAUACCAGCCAUCCGGGGAGUCGGACAAGGAGAACAAGAGGCAGGAGAGACCCCAGAGUGCCUCCUCUAGCAGUGACCUGUCUCUGUCUGAGCCACAUCCCCCUCCACACUCCAGGUCAGCACACACACACCUCAGUAAAACACAAACACACAUUACAGCUUAUAUGUUACCUUUUCCACUAGCACUGGCUAGUGUAGAGGCCCAAAACAAAGCAUAGAGCCAUAUUACUUCCUCACAGCGAAGGAACAGAGCCAGUAAGGAUGUAUUUGUUUCUAAACAGUCUGUUUCCAUAGAAGCAUUUCAGAACAUGGAGUAUUUUAUUUAUUUAACCUUUAUUUUUUAUCAGGGAGUCAUACUGAGACCAAGGUCUCUUUUUACAGAUGAGCCCUGAAUUACAGAAAUUACAAAAAAUACACACAUCAAUAUAAAUACAAAAUGCAAGCAGAAAGAAAAACAUGGUCAUAAAAAACAAACACAUUAAUCAGUAAUAAGGUCCUCAAUCAGCUUUCUGAAUUGCCCUAGAGGCACCAGAACAUCAAAUUUAAGAACAUUUUGAAGAUUGUUCCACAAAUAAGGUACAAGAAAGGUAAAUCAGCUUUAAGUUAACUUCCUUAUUACUUAUUUACCUAGUAUGCUUGGUUAACCAUAAAAUAGGGCACUUCCAGUGCUAGUUUAGAUGCAACAGUUAUAACUUCAGAUGACUGUGUAAAUAUUUGUCUGGUCCUCGCGUAGGGUAAACAUUACGGUAUGUAACUGUCAUCUGCAUAUGUUCAUAAACUCUUGAGUUGCUAUACAGUUCUUGGAAUCUUGAGUUGAUCCUAGGCCCAUAAUUUAGUUUGCUUAUAUAGUUAACACAACGGUUGCUCUCAGAAGGUCAUGGUUAGACAGUACAAGCCACAUAUUUUAAUGGCUUCCUGCAUAUUUAGAUGUCUUAAAUCCUUGUAAACCUUUGACAUAGUCUCCUAUGGACAGUGUUGCUUUGUACUAAAAGUUGUUAUGGGUCCAUAUACUAAAGGACUUUGUGAAUCCAUAAAACAAUAUUUUGAGUGUUUCCAAGCCCUUUGUUUAAGUAACAGAAAAUGUAUAUUUGAAUACCAAUCCUCCACUCUCUUUCUCCUGUAGGAAUGAAGUGGGACUGGGAGUUCCAUUGUGGCUGCAGCCAGACCGUCUGAGUCCUGCAGUCAGACCCUCCAGUGCUCUGGCUCCCCCCACAGACAAGCUUUUCUCCCAGCUCCUGGGCCUGGAAACAGGAGGGGGCUCUGGGGGGAGGGGAACCAGCCCUCCAGCCAGGCCUCAGCACUCCACUCUCACAGGAGCAGCCAUCAAAACCAAGAUGAACCGCAUUGAGGCCCUGAAAGCCACAGCUGCAUCCAUGUCCACCCGCAUAGAGAGUGAAGCGCGGAAACUGGCUGGGGCAGGGAUCAACUAUGGCUGUGCAAGGGACAUGGAUGUUACCGGUCUGACCCAUCUUCAGCCUCAAGACGACUGCUGCUGGGCCAAGCCUGUGAGCCCAUCGGUCAGAGAGAGCGCUGACGCUGCUGACGAGCUGGCCCUGAGGAUCCAGAGGCUCCUGAGUGCUGGCCAGAGCUCAUACGACGGAGCUCUCCCAGGGGUAGGCAACCCGCACAGCUUCAGAGAGCAGAGAGACGGGGCCACUGCUUCAGGCAGCAGGCCCCAGACAGCCCCAGGCCUCGGCUCCCAUAAGCGGCCGGAGGAGCACCCUGAAGUAGCGAGGAAGACCAAGCUCCAUGACUCCAGCGGUGACUCCAUCAGUGAGGGCCCACUGCUGAGUGAGGGCAGCCUGUCGGAGGGCAAUGGGAGCCCCCGCAUGCACAUAACGAGGGUCCCCAAACCAGCAGAGUGUCUCGUGGCACUGGACUUCUGUGCGGCCCAGUGGGAGGGCUUCCAGCCCAUCUCCCACUUCCAGAGAGCGGCAGAGAAGUACCCAGCCCUCAGCACCCUCCCCUUCUCUCAGCCACGGGACAGCAGCCAAGGCCCAUGGGAGGAACUGGCCAAGGGAAGCUCUCAUAGCGUCAUCAACAUCUUCACUAAGAACCACCUGCACAACCAUACCAAGGGUUAGCCAACACAUUUACACACCCAACCCUAUCCUUAGAAGUGUUUUGAAUGAAGAACGAAUGUUUAACCCAUAGUCUGUUCCUCUGGCUUCUCCCAGCAGUUGGAGGGGAGGAGCGAGCAGACAGGAGCUCCCCUGCUGUGCGUUGUGGCCCUUCUGCAGCCAGCUCGGUGGAUGGGGCGCCAGUGUAUGAGGAUGACUUUGUGUCGUCCCGUAGCAGCAGCCAGUCUAAGAAAGGAUACAAGGGACGCAGGUAAGGAGGUUUCUACCACUGUCACAUGACAUGUGUUGCUAUCUGAAUACCUCUCUCAUGCAAUAGAAACAUGAUUUCAAAAUCCUGUAAAAAUGAUAGGAUUAACCACAAGAUGGCACUAAUGUCACAAGACUGACAGAGAAGACUGGCGAGGAGUUCAACUCACCAGAUGUGACCUGCUGUUUUGAAGUUGUCUCAGUAGUCUGUUUGUGGUUGUUUGAUGUGGGACUUAAACCACAUUCUAUCUCGACGUCUCAUUGCAGCAUCACCAGUGGGAACAGUCACUAUGAUGAGUUGAUGAGUCGCAGGUCCCCAUAUGACACCCGGACUGUAGACCUGCCAUCCCAUCGCUCCUCAAGCUCCACUCCAGUAUCUUCACCUCACUCAAAGGGCUCAGUGAAAAGGGGUGAGACUUUCCCACAAAAUAAAAUAACCACUUCCCCUGAAAUCAUGCCACCAAGUGAUAAUUUCUUACUAGUGUAAGUGUCUCCCAUCUCUUUAGGCGCUGCUUCAGACAAGAGUGAUGCCACUCUGGUGGAGGAGCAGAGCAGCCCCUGCUCUCCGGGGUCAGAGGCCCUAUCUAGAGACUCAAGACGGGGAGGCUCAGCCUCUGAGAGAAGCUCCAUCCACAGCCUGGUGAAGAGUGCGUACACUGACAGUACACUAGGGAGCGCCUCGGGCAACUCACACUGCAGGUAAGGCAUUCCAGCCCAGACCACUUCUGAGGGGCUCAGGGGGAUUCCCUGGAGCUUGAAUAUCCUCCUUGACCUUCAGUGAUUACUGGUAUUUCCUUCUUUCCUGAGCUUCUUGGUUUUCUUACAAUCUCGGAGCACAUUUGUGUGGGGAUAUUAUUGGUGCUGGCAUAUAUGGGCACAAUGCUCCUUUCAAUUACUUGAGUUUCUGGUCUAUUCGUUUCACUGUGCAGUCUCACUUCAGGUUUGAGACACAAUUUCCUUGUUAGCCAGCAGCAUACAACCCUGCAUCCCACUGCUGGCUUGCCUCUGAAGCUAAGCAGGGUUGGUCCCUAGGUGGGAGAUCAGAUGCUGCUGGAAGUUGUGUUGGAUGGCCAGUAGGAGGGCCUCUGGGCAAAAAAAAAAUAUCCCAAUGCCCCAUGGCACUGAUUUUGGACAUUGCCCUGUGUUGGGUGCUAUCUUUCGGAUGGGACGUUAACCGUGUGUCCUGAUUCUCUGUGGUCACUAAAGAUCCCAUGGCACCUAUUGUAAGAGUAGUGGUGUUAACCCCAAUGUCCUGGCUAAAUUUCAAAUCUGGCCCCACCAUCAUCCCCAGCCUCCAAUUGGCUCAUUCAUCCCCCCUCCUCUCCCCUGUAACUAUUCCCCAGGUCUUUGCUGUAAAGGAGAAUGUGUUCUCAGUCAACUUGCCUGGUAAAAUAAAAUUAUUAAGUGGUCCCCUGGCUUCCAACGACCACCACCCAUAAUAUUUACACAUUUCAAGUGACUGGAGAGAUUAUUGGAGUAAACUUGGACACCACAUCAGCCACAGUGUUCUCUCUACAGAGUCUCUUUGCCAACAUAAAGAUACAUCUCAGUCUCUGUCAGUCCUGAGCAGCGAAUGAAUGGGGUCUUUUCAGUUCAGGACCCAAUAGAAUGGUGUACCCAUUAUAUACACUGAGUGUACACAACAUUGAACACCUGCUCUUUCCAUGACAGACUGACCAGGUGAAUCCCAGUGAAGGCUGUGAUCCCUUAUUGAUGUCACUUGUUAAAUCCACUUCAAUCAGUGUAGUUGAAGGGGAGGAGACAUGUUAAAGAAGGAUUUUUAAGCCUUGAGACAAUUCAGAUAUGGAUUUUGUAUGUGUGCCAUUCAGAGGGUGAAUGGGCAAGACAAAAGAUUGAAGUGCCUUUGAACAGGAUAUGGUAGUAGGUGCCAGGCACACCGGUUUGUGUCAAGAACUGCAACGCUUCUGGGUUUUUCAUGCUCAACAGUUUCCUGCAUAUAUCUGGAAUGGGCCACCACCCAAAGGAUAUCCAGCCUACUUGACACAACUGUGGGAAGCAUUGGAGUCAACAUGGGCCAGCAUCCCUGUGGAAUACUUUCGACACAUUGUAGGGUCCAUGUCCCUACGAAUUGAGGCUGUUCUGAGGGCAAAAGGGGGUGCAACUCAAUAUUAGGAAGGUGUUCCUAAUGUUUUGUACACAAUUAUGUUAUGGAUUUAGUCAUAACCGAUGCCUUUUAUCAAAAUUCACUACAUCACCAAAAGUAUGUGGACACCCCUUCAAAUGAGUGGAUUUGGCUAUUUCAGCCACACCUGUUGCUGACAGUUGUGUAAAAUUGAGCACACAGCCAUGCAAUCUCCAUAGACAAACAUUGGCAGUAGAAUGGCCUUACUGAAGAGCUCACUGACUUUCAACGUGGCACCGUCAUAGGAUGCCACCUUUCCAGCAAGUCAGUUCGUCAAAUUUCUGCCCUGCCAGAGCUGCCCCUGUCAACAACGGCUCAGCUGCGAAGUGGUAGGCCACACAAGCUCACAGAUUGGGACCGCUGAGUGCUGAAGUGCGUAGCGCAUAAAAAAAUUAUGUCCUCUGUUGCAACACUCACUACCGAGUUCCAAACUGCAUCUGGAAGCGACGUCUGCACCAGAACUGUUCGUCGAGAGCUUCAUGAAAUGGGUUUCCAUGGUCGAGCAGCCGCACACAAGCCUAAGAUCACCAUGCGCAAUGCCAAGCAUCAGCUGGAUUGGUGUAAAGCUCGCUGCCAUUGGACUCUGGAACAGUGGAAAUGCGUUCUCUGGAGUGAUGAAUCACGCUUCACCAUCUGGCAGUCCGACGGAUGAAUCUGGGUUUGGCGGAUGCCAGGAGAAUGCUACCUGCCUCAAUGCAUAGAGCCAACUAUAACAUUUGGUGGAGGAGAGCGUGUGUCAAGAAGCAGCGCGGCUUGGCAGGGUCGUGUUUCGGAGGACGCAAGGCUCUUGACCUUCGCUUCUCCCGAGUCUGUAGGGGAGUUGCAGCGAUAGGACAAGACUGUAACUACCAAUUGGAUAUCACGAAAUUGGGGAGAAAAAGGGUUAAAAUAAAAAUAGAUUACGUUUGGUGGAGGAGGAAUAAUGGUCUGGGGCUGUUUUUCAUGGUUUGGGCUAGGCCCCUUAGUUUCAUUGAAGGGAAAUCGUAACGCUACAGCAUACAAUAACAUCCUAGACGAUUCUGUGCUUCCAACUUUGUGGCAACAAUUUGGGGACGGCACUUUCCUGUUUCGAUAUGACAAUGCCCCUGUGCACAAAGUGAGGUCCAUAUAGAAAUGGUUUGUUGAGAUCGGUGUGGAAGAACUUGACUGGCCUGCACAGAGCCCUGACCUCAACCCCAUCGAACACCUUUGGGAUGAAUUGGAAUGCUGACUGCGAGCCAGGCCUAAUCGCCCAACAUCAGUGCCCGACAUCACUAAUGCUCUUGUGGCUGAAUGGAAGCAAGUCCCCGCAGCAAUGUUCCAACAUCUAGUGGAAAGCCUUCCCAUAAGAGUGGAGGCUGUUAUAGCAGCAAAGGGGGGACCAACUUUUUGGAAUGAGAUGUUCGACGAGCAGGUGUCCACAUACUUUUGGUCAUGUAGUGUAUUUGACGCUCAAGAAGUAAGACAUAUUGCUGAAAGUUAGUCUCAUUUGGACUACAUUUCCUGCUUCUUUUUGAAAUGCUGGAGUGUGCCUGCUUGAGCUGAGGACUCAAUGAACCCGUUAGUUACAGGCCGUGUGUGUUUUUAUAUUAGAUUUAUUUUACAAUAAAAAAAAUAGUUUGUAGACCGGCGAGCUGUUCAAAGAUUUGUAGUUUGUGUAGUUUUAAUGAAAAGGAUGUAACCUUUCGGCUUCAUGCUUCUUUUUGGCCGUCAAAUACAUAAAAAAUGUAAGUUCAUUCACCUGGAAAUACGUAUACAGUUUAUCUUAAAUGGCCGUGUUUUCAUGACUGACAAUGCAAAUUUGAGGCUCAUUCUUAGACUACAAAACAAGGACUACUGAAGUAAAAUUGACGCGCGACUUACACAUCGUAAGGUCUUAGCUAACUCAACACUCUAGAAUGCCUAUUUUGCUGUGGUUAUAUAUCUGGGCAUUGAGGCUAAGCACUAACGAUUCAAAUGUGUUUAGGAAGUCUAGUUCAGAGUGCCAGGGAAAAUAGUAUUUUGGCUGUUGCUCUGGUUGUUGCUGAAGGGUCUACAGCAGCCUGCCUCAUGGCAGCCUAACACUGACUCUUUUGUUGGGCAGCGAGUUUGUCAAAUCUCCCCUCUGCAAAAUGGGCAUGUUGCCAGGCAGUUUUUUUCUCCUGGGUCAUUUGAGCCUCCCCAAUGGUGUUUUUUGAAGCCCAGGUGGCAGAUUCCCUCCAUACCUUUCUGUCUGCGUGAUGUGAUAGCGAUUACAUUCAGGAUCAAGUCCUUAAUGCAGCAGUUGUUCUCUAGUUAGGUAAAGCACUGUGUACAAUGGCAGUUGGAGCAGGAGAGAUGGAGCACUGUCUACUAAUUGUAGAUUAGACAUCUUUGCCCAUUCGCUUGGCUCAAAGCAGCACAAUAUGUUCAUUGAAACAGUUUCUUCUUCACAUACUGUAGGCCUUCGGAUGGCUUUCCUGGGGCCCCCUUUUCUUGAUUCUGUUAGUCACUGGUUCUCCAUUUCAGCUUGUUAAUUUAGUGUUCUGGCAGUAUAGCACACAUACCUGAACUGAAUCAAAGUAGGAAAGGUUCCGUGUCUCAAUGUUUAACAUACUGAAUGGUCCGAGCCCAUUCAAUCCAGCCCGUGGUGGGUUUGAGUGUAAAAAAAUGAAUAUGUACAGUGCCUUCUGAAAAUAUUGAGUCCCCCUUCCCUUUUUCGACAUUUUGUUACGUUACAGCCUUAUUCUAAAAUGGAUUAAAUAAAAAAUGUACCCGUCAAUCUACACACAAUACCCCAUAAUGACAAAGCGGAAACAGGUUUUUAUAAACUUUUGUACACAAAACUGAAAUACCUUAUUUACAGUGAGGGGGAAAAAAGUAUUUGAUCCCCUGCUGAUUUUGUAUGUUUGCCCACUGACAAAGAAAUGAUCAGUCUAUAAUUUUAAUGGUAGGUUUAUUUGAACAGUGAGAGACAGAAUAACAACAAAAAAAUCCAGAAAAACGCAUGUCAAAAAUUUUAGAAAUUGAUUUGCAUUUUAAUGAGGGAAAUAAGUAUUUGACCCUCUCAAUCAGAAAGAUUUCUGGCUCCCAGGUGUCUUUUAUACAGGUAACGAGCUGAGAUUAGGAGCACACUCUUAAAGGGAGUGCUCCUAAUCUCAGCUUGUUACCUGUAUAAAAGACCUGUCCACAGAAGCAAUCAAUCAAUCAGAUUCCAAACUCUCCACCUUGGCCAAGACCAAAGAGCUCUCCAAGGAUGUCAGGGACAAGAUUGUAGACCUACACAAGGCUGGAAUGGGCUACAAGACCAUCGCCAAGCAGCUUGGUGAGAAGGUGACAACAGUUGGUGCGAUUAUUCGCAAAUGGAAGAAACACAAAAUAACUGUCAAUCUCCCUCGGCCUGGGGCUCCAUGCCAGAUCUCACCUCGUGGAGUUGAAAUGAUCAUGUGAACGGUGAGGAAUCAUCCCAGAACUACACGGGAGGAUCUUGUCAAUGAUCUCAAUGCAGCUGGGACCAUAGUCACCAAGAAAACAAUUGGUAACACACUACGCCGUGAAGGACUGAAAUCCUGCAGCGCCCGCAAGGUCCCCCUGCUCAAGAAAGCACAUAUACAUGCCCGUCUGAAGUUGGCCAAUGAACAUCUGAAUGAUUCAGAGGAGAACUAGGUGAAAGUGUUGUGGUCAGAUGAGACCAAAAUCGAGCUCUUUGGCAUCAACUCAACUCGCCGUGUUUGGAGGAGGAGAAAUGCUGCCUAUGACCCCAAGAACACCAUCCCCACCGUCAAACAUGGAGGUGGAAACAUUAUGCUUUGGGGGUGUUUUUCUGCUAAGGGGACAUGACAACUUCACUGCAUCAAAGGGAUGAUGGACGGGCCAUGUACUGUCAAAUCUUGGGUGAGAACCUCCUUCCCUCAGCCAGGGCAUUGAAAAUGGGUCGUGGAUGGGUAUUCCAGCAUGACAAUGACCCAAAACACACGGCCAAGGCAACAAAAGAGUGGCUCAAGAAGAAGCACAUUAAGGUCCUGGAGUGGCCUAGCCAGUCUCCAGACCUUAAUCCCAUAGAAAAUCUGUGGAGGGAGCUGAAGGUUCGAGUUGCCAAACGUCAGCCUCGAAACCUUAAUGACUUGGAGAAGAUCUGCAAAGAGGAGUGGGACAAAAUCCCUCCUGAGAUGUGUGCAAACCUGGUGGCCAACUACAAUAAAUGUCUGACCUCUGUGAUUGCCAACAAGGGUUUUGCCACCAAGUACUAAGUCAAGUUUUGCAGAGGGGUCAAAUACUAAUUUCCCUCAUUAAAAUGCAAAUCAAUUUAUAACAUUUUUGACAUGCGUUUUUCUGGAUUUUGUUGUUAUUCUGUCUCUCACUGUUCAAAUAAACCUACCAUUAAAAUUAUAGACUGAUCAUUUCUUUGUCAGUGGGCAAACAUACAAAAUCAGCAGGGGAUCAAAUACAUUUUUCCCUCACUGUACAUAAGUACUCAGACCCUUUGCUAUGAGACUCGAAAUUGAGCUCAGGUGCAUCCUGUUCCCAUUGAUCAUCCUUGAGAUGUUUCUACAACUUGAUUGGAGUCCACCUGUGGUAAAUUCAAUUGAUUGGACAUGAUUUGGAAAGGCACACACCUGUCUAUAUAAGGUUCCCACAGUUGACAGUGCAUGUCAGAGCAAAAACCAAGCCAUGAGGUCGAAGGAAUUGUCCGUAGAGCUCCGAGACAGGAUUGUGUCGAUGCACAGAUCUGGAGAAGGGUGCCAAAACAAUUCUGCAGCAUUGAAGGCCCCCAAGAACACAGUGGCCUCCAUCCUUCUUAAAUGGAAGAAGUUUAGAACCACCAAGACUCUUCCUAGAGAUGGCCGCCCGGCCAAACUGAGCAAUCGGGGGAGAAGGGCCUUGGUCAGGGAGGUGAUCAAGAACCUGAUGGUCACUCUGACAGAGCUCCAGAGUUCCUCUGUGGAGAUGGGAGAACCUUCCAGAAGGACAACCAUCUCUGCAGCACUCCACCAAUCAGGCCUUUAUGGUAGAGUGGCCAGAUGGAAGCCACUCCUCAGUAAAAGGCACAUGACAGCCCCCUUGGAGUUUGCCAAAAGGCACCUAAAGGACUCUCAGACCAUGAGAAACAAGAUUAUCUGGUCUGAUGAAACCAAGAUUGAACUCUUUGGCCUGAAUGCAAAGUGUCACGUCUGGAGGAAACCUGGCACCAUCCUGCUGUGGGGAUGUUUUUCAGCGGCAGGGACUGGGAGUCAGGAUCGAGGGAAAGAUGAACGGAGCUAAGUACAGAGAGAUCCUUGAUGGAAACCUGCUCCAGAGCGCUCAGGACCUCAGACUGGGGCGAAGGUUCACCUUCCAACAGGAUAACGACCCUAAGCACACAGCCAAGACAACGCAGGAGUGGCUUCGGGACAAGUCUCUGAAUGUCCUUGAGUGGCCCAUCCAGAGCCCAGACUUGAACCCGAUAUAACAUCUCUGGAGAGACCUGAAAAUAGCUGUGCAGCGACGCUCCCCAUCCAGCCUGACAGAGCUUGAGAGGAAUGGGAGAAACUCCCCAAUUACAGGUUUGCCAAGCUUGUAGCGUCAUACCCAAGAAGACGCGAGGCUGUAAUCGCUGCCAAAGGUGCUUCAGCAAAGUGCUGAGUAAAUGGACUGAAUACUUAUAUCACAAAUCACAUUUCCAUAUUCUUUUUUUAUAUUUUUUUAUAUACAUUUGCAAAAAUGUCAAACGGUUUUUGCUUUGUCAUUAUGGGGUAUUGCGUGUAGAUUGAUGGGGGGGUGGGGGGGGGACAGGGACAAUUUCAUCCCAUUUUAGAAUAAGGCUGUAAAGUAACAAAGUGGGAAAAGCCAAGGGGUCUGAAUACUUUCCGAAUGCCUCCCAAAGAUUGCUGCUGGGUCUGGGCCAUGUUCUCCUGCAGCUCCACGUGAGCCUGCAACGACAGUUCUGUUAGUGAAUCUCACUACAGUCUACACACCUAGUUAAAUAGCUCCUUUCUCACACUACAUGCAGUGAAGUUAGAUUGAGUUCUAUACUGAGUAUACAAAACAUUAAGAACACCUGCACUUUCCAUGACAUAGACUAUCCAAGUGAAAGCUAUGAUCCCUUGUUGAUGUCACUUGUUAAAUCCACUUCAAUAAGUGGGGAAAACGAUCUCAAUUGUCAUUGAAAUGACCAAAACCGAAUCUAAACUGGGUAGAAAGGAUAAUGAACCUAUAUUUUAUAGUCUUUUCACUCUGUCCAGAUUGUGUACAGUCUUCGAAUGCUAGACAGUCAGGGAGCAUAGGAAAUUCCAAAAGCGAUGGAUAUGGCAAUUUUUUUGCACAUUUUGACGGCAAGGAAAUAAUAUAAGCAAUUUUAAGGUGCGGACCUCGGUUAAGACUGAAUGCGACCCGCGGGGCAAAAUGAAUUUGACACCCUUGGUUUAAAGCAUCAUCCCCCCCCCCCCCCCCCCCCCACACACUUUUUCAAACGAUAAUCCAGCCUUCUUUAAAUUGACAGUUACAAAAGGGAGUUUGUACAUUUUCAGAAUGCAUGCAUAUGAAUCAAUUGUGUUUCUUUUUCCUUCUCUUGGUUCCAGUUUGGGCUUGGACAGUAAGAAGUCCCCCAGAAGCCCUAGCCUGUCUCCAGCUGGCUCUCCGACAGGCUCUGGUUCUCCUCAUGUGUCUCCAGGCAGCGCCUCCCUAGCCGGGGCAGACAUCCUUGGUCUAGGGUCCGGCUGCCCUCACUCCUCAGCCCGCCCCAGCUCCUCCUCAUCCCUGUCCUCUGCAGCCAGGGGCAAAUCCACAUCUCCAGCCGACACACACGGUGGCAGAGCACAGCCCAAGGCAGCAGGUAUACCACCUAGAAACACCCGCUCAGCAGUGUUGAUACAUACUGUAUUGCCUGUCUACAACUCCAGUCUUAACUCUCCCUCUCUUCGUUUCUAUCCGUCUCUGUUGUCCAGGUGAGCUCCACUACACCCCAGGGGUGUUGCAGCAGCGUAUGUCUGCAGAGCUCCACUACCUGGAGUCUAUAGAGGAGUCCGUGCGUCAGCUGGGUGACGUGGAGCGGUUAAGGGGCGUGUCUCUGGCUCAGCAGGAAAGCGUCUCACUUGCCCAGAUACUCAAGGUGAGGGAGGCCAACCCACCAAUCAGAGCACCUGAAGAGUGCUCACUUAUGAGUUUGCAAUGCUUAGUAUAGGCACUACUCUACUCUUGAAACAUUAGCUAGUGGCAUGUAGUUAUGUUCUGGUGGUUUUCAUUCACCUUUUUUCAUAGGUCCUGACCUUUUGACCUCUAACCUUUCAGGCACAGCAGCAGCGGCACGAGCGUGACCUUCAUGAGUUGAAGGUGAAGGCAGAGCAGGAGGCGCUGGAGACCCGACGGCAGCUGGAGGAGACAAGGCAGAAAGCAGCCAGGGUACUGUACACACUACACUGGCAUUUAGCAUGGGCAACUCAGCAGAAUCCACAUACUUCUCACCUAGAGUUAGAACCAUGCACCAACUUGGUAGAUUGUUGAUCCUCUUGAGGGUGGCUUUAUAUUUGCCAACACCUUGAUAAUUUAUAGAACUCAAUCUAACUUCACUGCAUGUAGUGUGAGAAAGGAGCUAUUUAACUAGACGUGUGUAGUGUGAUUCACUAACAGAACUGUGUGUGUGUCGUUGCAGGCUCACGUGGAGCUGCAAGAGAACAUGGCCCAGACCCAGCAGCAAUCUCUGGGAGGCAUGCAGGAGGCCACCACUAAGAUGAUCAGCCAACAGGCUGUGUCUGUACGCUAUACGGCCGAAGCUGCCCGCCAGAUCAAAGAGGUUGGAACACUCUAGCUCUCCCUCUCCACUCUUGUCCCUACAGCCAGUCACUGGGCUUGGUUUGUUUCCUCACUGUUGCAUGUAUUUGCAAAUGUCAGACUUUUUCUUCUAGACAUAAAGCUCUUCUCGACACAGUUUGUCUUUCAGUUGAUAUAUUGCUGACUUAGUUGCUCUCUCCUCAGAUGGCGGAGCUGGCCCGUUCUCAGAUCGCUGGAGGCAUCGGUGUUCCUGCUGCUUCUCCCAUCACCAACCUGUUUGACCAGCAGAGGCAGCAUCACCAGAGCUUCAUGGGUAAGGUGUCUGCUGCCAAGAACAGGACGGAGGAGCCCCUCUCCUCCCUGGACAGCCGCUCUGACUCCAGCCCCUCCAGGAGACCCACCCUCAGGUACUGGCUUUCACACACUGGUGCUCCUCACAGACAGACACCGGGGGAUGUUUCUCCUUGUCAGCAUAAUUGGCUUGGUCAGGAAAAACUUUAUAGGCAUGGCUAAAUAAGCAAUCGGUUUUCUCUCUCCCCUGUCCACUCUGCAUUGCACCCCCCAGUGGUGGAGAAAGCACCCACCUGAGUCCCUCCAUGGCCUCCCCUGAGAAGAAAGAGAGGAGGAAGUUGGAGAUGGGUAACAGCUCAGUGGAGGAGGAGGCCUAUACAGCAGCUGAAGACUCCAUCCCCAGUGACAGUGUUCAGUCCCUACUGGAUGAGAAAGGUGAGGCCAGGGAUCAUAGCACUCAUUGUGAGAUUGGGAGGGAGCCAUUAUCACAAAUAGGCAGUGCAUAAUAAUCGUUUAUGAUGCAUAAAUAGCCUGAAGUCUCCAAUCUGUCCCCAUACAGACAGCGCAUCAGUGGCUACAGAGUACUCUCUGAAGUUUGAUGAGUCCAUGACGGAGGAUGAAAUUGAGGAGCGUUCAUUCCGCUCGCUGCUGCCCUCCGAGUCUCACCGGCGGGGAGCGGUGGAGAAGAAGAGAGGUCCCCACGAGGAGUCCGAUGACGAGCCCAGUCAGGAGAACCCCACAGCACAGGACAGCUCCAAGGUUAGUCUGACACCUCAUCUCAAUAGCUGGAAUGCUGGCAAAGUAGCAAGACUACUCAAAUGCAUAAUGAUUGGCUGAAAUCUUAGCACUUAUCCAAAAGCUUAAAUGUACUAGUUUACUUUUGGAGGUUUCUCCUUAAAGUAACCAGCGCAUAAUUCUUAUCCACAUUUAGCCCGAUUUGACCGCUGUAAUGGUGAAAUUAUAGCUUCUCUCUAAUGUUUGUAGCAGCGUCUGUCUUCGCUCUUAAUGUCAAGCCACAGUGGUAGCUCCCUGAUUCUCUGAAGGGUUCAGUGUUCAGUCCCUGAGAUGAAGUAUGCGGGAUUGUGCCUGGCCAUACUGACGCCUGGAAAGAGCUGCUUGCCUUGUAGGGCUCCACUGGCCAGGGCAUCAGAGAGACUGGGAAAGCCUGCUCAACUCAUUACUACCCUGGGCACAAUAAACGUUCUGUGUGCCCCAGCCCCUCUUAACUGCAUCUUGGAGAUUCCCUGCCUGGUUGUAUCAUACUCGGUCCUCUCAAACACAACAGGUUGAGGGGAGGCUGUGGUGCAGCUAAGAGAGGGUGGAGAACCAGAAGCCAGGGUCCUCACCUGGCUGCCACAUGAAGAGAUGAUCUUGUACAUACCUUGGCCUUCAUUGGGCCCAGGUGUUUUGUCCAGAUUGACAGCGUUCUGAAUAGACUUUUGUGUUUACAACACUGAUUCUAUGUAGCAACCACCUCAAGGCCAGCAGCCUCUCCCACGCCUCAGUGUUUUUGCCAGCUGGAAGGAACAUGUAACCAGUAGCCAGGGUGAUCUUCCGUCGACCACUGUUUGCUCUCUGUGUAUGCUUGGUUUCCUGACUGAUAAGGCUUUGUGAAAUGUGUUAGUGACUCAUUGUCCCUGCUCCACUCCCGGCAGCAGGACGGCAGCAUGCCCUUCUCCAGCGGGCAGGACAGCUUCUCCAGGUUCACCAUGGACAUGGUGCGCCAGUACAUGAAGGAGGAGGAGGUGCGCGCCCACCACCAGAGCUCCCUGCUGCGCCUGCGACAGAAGGCCCUUAAGGAGAAGACUAAGGCCGAGCUCGCCUGGCUGGAGCACCAGAAAAGGCACUGGUUUACUUUUAUUAGGAUCCAUGUUUUCUGAAUUAAUAUUGUCUCAUUCCCUGCUAAAGCCAACGUUUUUUGUUUUCCAUCAUACGAAAACAUGCGCUAGAAAUUCAACAGAACAGAUUGACCAAAACUGAGUCGUUUUGGUCAAGGUGUUCUGUUGAAUUUCUAUCGCAUGAGGCACUUCUGUCCUCAUUUUGCAUUCAUGUUCUCACUGUUUCUCCUUUCUGACCUCAUAGGCGCCUCAGAGACAAGGGUGAGGAUGACAAGAUGCCACCCAUCAGAAAGAAGCAGAGAGGCCUACUGAUGAAACUUCAACAGGAACAGGUAACUAACUAACAAACUCUCUGCCCAUCUCACCUGCUCCCAUUACUGCCCAUCUGUAAUGCUGAGUGACCAUGACCCUUGACCCUGUGUGUGUGGUGUCCAGGCGGAGAUCAAGCGUCUGCAGGAGGCCAACAGGGCAGCCAGGAAGGAGAGGCAGCUGCUGCUCAAACAGCAGGAGGAGAUAGAGAGGAUGAGACACACCACCCUCAAGCUGAAGGAGCGCCUCAAGUGUGCCGGCACCGGUGACACUCCACCGGUCAGUACUACCACCUUCUUACAUCAUAUUCUUAUCUGAGAAUAUCUUAUUUAUGGAGAUAUUGAGCUAAACUUCAGAAAGAGAUGCUUUGUGUUAUGCAUACAGUGAGGGGGGGGAAAAGUAUUUGAUCCCCUGCUGAUUUUGUACGUUUGCCCACUGACAAAGACAUGAUCAGUCUAUAAUUUUAAUGGUAGGUUUAUUUGAACAGUAAGAGACAGAAUAACAACAACAAAAUCCAGAAAAACGCAUGUCAAAAAUGUUAUAAAUUGAUUUGCAUUUUAAUGAGGGAAAUAAGUAUUUGACCCCUCUGCAAAACAUGACUUAGUACUUGGUGGCAAAACCCUUGUUGGCAAUCACAGAGGUCAGACGUUUCUUGUAGUUGGCCACCAGGUUUGCACACAUCUCAGGAGGGAUUUUGUCCCACUCCUCUUUGCAGAUCUUCUCCAAGUCAUUAAGGUUUCGAGGCUGACGUUUGGCAACUCGAACCUUCAGCUCCCUCCACAGAUUUUCUAUGGGAUUAAGGUCUGGAGACUGGCUAGGCCACUCCAGGACCUUAAUGUGCUUCUUCUUGAGCCACUCUUUUGUUGCCUUGGCUGUGUGUUUUGGGUCAUUGUCAUGCUGGAAUACCCAUCCACGACCCAUUUUCAAUGCCCUGGCUGAGGGAAGGAGGUUCUCACCCAAUAUUUGAUGGUACCUGGCCCCGUCCAUCGUCCCUUUGAUGCGGUGAAGUUGUCCUGUCCCCUUAGCAGAAAAACACCCCCAAAGCAUAAUGUUUCCACAUCCAUGUUUGAUGGUGGGGAUGGUGUUCUUGGGGUCAUAGGCAGCAUUCCUCCUCUUCCAAACACGCCGAGUUGAGUUGAUGCCAAAGAGCUCAAUUUUGGUCUCAUCUGACCACAACACUUUCACCUAGUUCUCCUCUGAAUCAUUCAGAUGUUCAUUGGUAUACUUCAGACGGCCCUGUAUAUGUGCUUUCUUGAGCAGGGGGACCUUGCGGGCACUGCAGGAUUUCAAUCCUUCACGGCGUAGUGUGUUACCAAUUGUUUUCUUGGUGACUAUGGUCCCAGCUGUCUUGAGAUCAUUGACAAGAUCCUCCCGUGUAGUUCUGGGCUGAUUCCUCACCGUUCUCAUGAUUAUUGCUCCACGAGGUGAGAUCUUGCAUGGAGCCCCAGGCCAAGGGAGAUUGACAGUUCUUUUGUGUUUCUUCCAUUUGUGAAUAAUCGCACCAACUGUUGUCACCUUCUCACCAAGCUGCUUGGCGAUGGUCUUGUAGCCCAUUUCAGCCUUGUGUAGGUCUACAAUCUUGUCCCUGACAUCCUUGGAGAGCUCUUUGGUCUUGGCCAUGGUGGAGAGUUUGGAAUCUGAUUGAGUGUGCUCCUAAUCUCAGCUCGUUACCUGUAGAAAAGACACCUGGGAGCCAGAAAUCUUUCUGAUUGAGAGGGGGUCAAAUACUUAUUUCCCUCAUUAAAAUGCAAAUCAAUUUACAACAUGUUUGACAUGUGUUUUUCUGGAUUUUGUUGUUGUUAAUCUGUCUCUCACUGUUCAAAUAAACCUACCAUUCAAAUUAUAGACUGAUCAUUUCUUUGUCAGUGGGCAAACGUACAAAAUCAGCAGGAGAUCAAAUACUUUUUUCCCUCAAUGAAACCAUGCAGUAUUAUUUUAGACAUUCGGUAAGAUUUGAAAUGGUCUUUCUCUCUUCAUUUCUGGUGUGUGUGUAACCAUCUAUGUCCUACAGGAGACUCCUGUGUCGGAGCGUGUCGAGGGGGCGAUGACAGACGGGGACGUGCGCAGCGCCUCUCCCCUCUCAGUGUCUGGCAGUGAGACCAGCAGCAUCAUGCAGAAGCUCAAGAAGAUGCGCUCUCACAUGGAUGAGAAGUAAUUUAAACUUCAAUUAACCUAUUAAAACUAAACUGUCCAAACUCCUAUUGACAACUAAAAUGUUUUAUUGGAAGUCUUCAUUAUGGGCUAUUUUAUAUAACAGAAUUCGCUAAGAUGGACACUUCAAUUCUGGUCACUGAAUAUUAAUUUAUACCAACUUUUAAACAGCUGAAAUGACCAGAUCUUUGAUAGCUUUAUCUUUAUGGGUGUGAUUGUUAACUUGUCUUACACUGACGAGCUAACAAAACCAAAUUGGGCAUAUCAAUCAUUUAGGCUGUUUGCUUUGUUAUUCAUAAGGAAUUAUGUACCAGCUUCUGUUAUCGUAAAUAAUUUGAUACAAGUUGCUUUUGUCUUGUGAAAGUGAGGGAUUGGCUUGACUAGAAACCUUAAUUAUUCUGUGGUGUGGAUAUGAAUAUAAGCAUGCUCCAUGUCCUCCCUAUAGAUUAGGGAUCAUCAACUAGAUUCAGCCGUGGGCAGAUUUGUUUUUGUUUUCUCAGAAAACUUGGGGGGCCAAAUAAAACUUUGAGUGCCAGUUGGGGAACCCUGCUAUAGAUAUGUUAGUUAUUCAGACUGCAUCCUCUCCAACCUCUGUACUCAUUCCAAUAUUUACAAUAUGAACCAGAGCAAAUAUGUAGUGUAAAUUGUCUGUCUGGUGUCUCAUACAAGCAGCCAGGGCAGGUUAGUCUUUUAACAAUGUGGUAAUGUGACUGGAGGGGACUCACAUGAUGGUUAAAUAUCGAGACCUGCACAGACUGACCUCAUUCUUAUACAUUCUGCAGUACAGGUCCUAACAAACGUUCAGUUGUUGUGGUGUUUAAGGAUUUGUAACUCUCUUUCAAUAGCAACGUCAUCAGUACUAAUUGUAGGCCUAGAGCAAAUUAUUCCUUGAAUUGAAUAAUCUACCAAAGAACAUAAAACUGAAGGUACCCUAUAUCACAGCUAAAAGUGGGAAGUCGCUGUCAAUUUGAGCCUAGACGUUAUUUUCUAUAGGAAACUAACAAGCUGCUUGUAGCCAUGCCUCUGUCUGCUUGCUUGCAUUGGUCUUCUAACAACCUGCCAUUUCAUUAUGUAAACACAGUCUCUUUUAAUCAUGCCCUAGUGUUGUUGUUGUGGAUCAUAGUGCAGGUUAAUGUGUGAUUUAGCCAGUUUUAUUCUAAUGAAGCCUAAAUCAGGUUUUAGUCACCAGUGCUUAAAAACAUUAACAAAAUUAUCACCCAUCACUACCUUUGCAACUGUUUGCUAAAAUAAUCUAAUCUCCCCAAAUUCCUCCAUCCAGUGCAUUUAAUUAAGGAGAAGCAUUAUGUCCACUGGGGUGCAAAAUGAGACAAAUGCCUCUCUCGUAACCCUUUAGGAUUAUCAUUUUUCAGUCACAUCUAGCUCCCCUCUUGGCACCGCCGCAUGCAUUCACACAUGGCUACACAUUCCCACACACCCGCUCUUUAUUGUAGUCCAGCUCCAAAGACAAACAUGCACAUCUUGCCAUGUCCUGGCCAACUCCUGAUGAAAAGAACUGGGUUUUAAUACCCCUUUAAGCACUGCCACCAACACAAAGCCCUGGCAGAGUAACUACAUUACUUCUCUUUGAAUGAAACAUGAAACAUUCAGUGCAAUAAACCACAUGUUUACUCACUGCUCUCUUCUCUCGCUCCCUGUCUCUGUGGUUGUGUUCUAUUUUAUCCUCCCGUUCUCUCUCUAUUUUGCUGUUUUCUCAUUCUCCAACUCAUAUUUUGUGGGGGUUUUCUGUGCGUUUCGUGUCCUUGUGUUUUUUGGUUGUGGACACUGCUCUCCUGUUCACUGCUUCUUCUCUCUGUUUACGGCCCACCGCUGGGCCUCUCUGUUUCCCCAAACUCUACAUCCAGCUGGUCAGGUACAGUGCUGCUCUCGCCUCACUGCUGCCUCUCCUUCUCUGCCCUCUGUCCCAAGGAGCAUGCUUGUGUUCAGCCCCCGCCUGUGGGGGGGGGCAAUUUCAUUUUUCCAGGAAGUGUGGAAGUGAAAGCUUGAAAAACACCCAAUGCCAUUCUGUUCAUACAGUGGGGGGAAAAAAGUAUUUAGUCAGCCACCAAUUGUGCAAGUUCUCCCACUUAAAAAGAUGAGAGAGGCCUGUAAUUUUCAUCAUAGGUACACGUCAACUAUGACAGACAAAUUGAGGAAAUAAAAUCCAGAAAAUCACAUUGUAGGAUUUUUAAUGAAUUUAUUUGCAAAUUAUGGUGGAAAAUAAGUAUUUGGUCACCUACAAACAAGCAAGAUUUCUGGCUCUCACAGACCUGUAACUUCUUCUUUAAGAGGCUCCUCUGUCCUCCACUCGUUACCUGUAUUAAUGGCACCUGUUUGAACUUGUUAUCAGUAUAAAAUAAACCUGUCCACAACCUCAAAACAGUCACACUCCAAACUCCACUAUGGCCAAGACCAAAGAGCUGUCAAAGGACACCAGAAACAAAAUUGUAGACCUGCACCAGGCUGGGAAGACUGAAUCUGCAAUAGGUAAGCAGCUUGGUUUGAAGAAAUCAACUGUGGGAGCAAUUAUUAGGAAAUGGAAGACAUACAAGACCACUGAUAAUCUCCCUCGAUCUGGGGCUCCACGCAAGAUCUCACCCCGUGGGGUCAAAAUUAUCACAAGAACAGUGAGCAAAAAUCCCAGAACCACACGGGGGGACUGUGUGUUGACCUGCAGAGAGCUGGGACCAAAGUAACAAAGCCUACCAUCAGUAACACACUACGCCGCCAGGGACUCAAAUCCUCCAGUGCCAGACGUGUCCCCCUGCUUAAGCCAAUACAUGUCCAGGCCCGUCUGAAGUUUGCUAGAGUGCAUUUGGAUGAUCCAGAAGAGGAUUGGGAGAAUGUCAUAUGGUCAGAUGAAACCAAAAUAGAACUUUUUGGUAAAAACUCAACUCGUCGUGUUUGGAGGACAAAGAAUGCUGAGUUGCAUCCAAAGAACACCAUACCUACUGUGAAGCAUGGGGGUGGAAACAUCAUGCUUUGGGGCUGUUUUUCUGCAAAGGGACCAGGACGACUGAUCCGUGUAAAGGAAAGAAUGAAUGGGGCCAUGUAUCGUGAGAUUUUGAGUGAAAACCUCCUUCCAUCAGCAAGGGCAUUGAAGAUGAAACGUGGCUGGGUCUUUCAGCAUGACAAUGAUCCCAAACACACCGCCCGGGCAACGAAGGAGUGGCUUCGUAAGAAGCAUUUCAAGGUCCUGGAGUGGCCUAGCCAGUCUCCAGAUCUCAACCCCAUAGAAAAUCUUUGGAGGGAGUUGAAAGUCCGUGUUGCCCAGCGACAGCCCCAAAACAUCACUGCUCUAGAGGAGAUCUGCAUGGAGGAAUGGGCCAAAAUACCAGCAACAGUGUGUGAAAACCUUGUGAAGACUUACAGAAAACGUUUGACCUGUGUCAUUGCCAACAAAGGGUAUAUAACAAAGUAUUGAGAAACUUUUGUUAUUGACCAAAUACUUAUUUUCCACCAUAAUUUGCAAAUAAAUUCAUUAAAAAUCCUACAAUGUGAUUUUCUGGAAUUUUAUUUUCUCAUUUUGUCUGUCAUAGUUGACGUGUACCUAUGAUGAAAAUUACAGGCCUCUCUCAUAUUUUUAAGUGGGAGAACUUGCACAAUUGGUGGCUGACUAAAUACUUUUUUUCUCCACUGUAUGAGCUGACCUAUUGGCAACACAAACCAAAGUCAUCAGGCAUUGCAUGUACGAUCACAACCGUAUGCAUGAAGGGUCACAGAAAUUCAAAAAGAAGUGAAAAACGAAAGGCAUUUUUGUCAGUAAUGAUAUGACAUCACUUUGAUCUUCAAAGGUCAUAUUCAUUUUAAUACAGUUGGCCUGAUUUGAACGAGACUCUCAGAGAACAGAGAGAGCUCUCCAAUCUCUGUGGUGUUGCUUUGAGGUGCUCAUUUAACUCUCAUUCAGAGUGAAUGAAUCAUGAUCUCAUAUUCAUGCCACUCACUUCUUUGUUGGAGCAAAGUCCAUAAGAGUAAAUGAUAAGAUGUUAGGCUCCAUCCAUGAAAAAGAGGCAGUGCCUUUGGCCGGUGCUUUAGCAGUGAUAGAGGGUUUUAAUCUGUUUAAUGAACCCAGUAAAUCUUCACCGAUGCUCCUGAUUAGGUAACUGUUGCUUGUGAUGGGCUAAUGAGUAUAUAUUGCAAGUGGGCUUAAUAGAAUUGGGAGCACAGUCUAACCCAAAACCGUACUAGUGAGAUAGGGAGACAACCAAACACAGUACUGUCUGGCACUUCUACUAAUUAUAGUCAACAUGCAAAAUAGCUGAUUAACUUGCUGUGUAUAAUGAACCAGUUCUUUUCAAUGUACAUUAUAAAUCAAAGCAAUGGAGAAACAAUUUUGAAAGUCUUCUUUUCUCCGCAGUAUACAUGGGAAAUGUGUAGAAUUCAUGUCAAAGUUACACCCAUAGACACAUUCAGGCCUAUAUUCUGUAAUGCAUUUUUUAACCCUUGGUGGUCUUUGACUGAGAUGUUUUGAGGGGUGUCUUCCUACAGUAAUGUUAAGCCCUGGGGUCAAACCAGCUGCAUGAACCUGACCUGGUGAUCAGGCCGCCACUACACUUUGUGCCUGUUGUUUUAUCUAUUGUGAUCAAAUGUCUGUAAUAAUAAUAAUAAUAAUAUAAUAUGCCAUUUAGCAGACGCUUUUAUCCAAAGCGACUUACAUCAUGCGUGCAUACAUUUUUUUUUGUGUAUGGGUGGUCCCGGGGAUCGAACCCACUACCUUGGCGUUACAAGCGCCGUGCUCUACCAUCUGAGCUACAGAGGACUCUGUUGGGGGAAGAGUUUGGAUGAGUUGUGCACUAUGGUGUCAAAAUUAAACCAUGUUUGUCGUGGUAAGCAUGGUUUGGAUGGUUUGUGUGUGUGGACAAUCCCAGAGGUUUUGAGUUUGCAGUGAAGAUGGGCAGGGGGUGGUUGGGUUGACUGUUUGGACUACUGAUGGCUCUGCUAGCUUCUACGAUGUUGCAAUCAUUUCACUGCUUCUCACACCAAUUGCACCUACCGUUCUUUGUGCUUUCUCUCCCUUCCUCCUGUCCUCCCCACCACCAGGUUCCUGACCAAGCGGGAGCAGGGUCUGAUGCAUCGGCGGAGGCACGCGGAGGAGCUGCUGGAGUGGAAGCAGAGGCUGGAUGCUGAGGAGGCUGAGGUGAGGCGGAUGGAGAAGCAGGCCCUGGCUGCCUGGGACAGAGAGCGUCCUAGAGAUGGAGACGAGCGGUCAGAUCACAGAGACCGCUCCAAUGCUAGCACCGGCCAGCACAAACCUGAGGGGAAAGACUGAUAGAGGUGAGAGACCACUGUUGACAGACACUGAGCUAUAGGCCUAUUGUAUGAGAUGAAAUAUAUGCACACGGUAGUAUGCAGUAGUUUCUGUUUAUUGCUUGUUAUCAGGUAUGUGUUUGCUUGCAUUGUGCCGUAUAUUUUUAUGAAUGCGAGAACAUCGUACAGUCCAUCUAGCUAGCUGCACCUCCAUGUUUGAGGCUGCAGGUGUAUGUAUCUGCUCUUGACCUUUGUGUGUGUAUCUCCUCCUUAGACUCUGUGAGUGAGGGUGACUACUCCCCAGUAGUGACUGGCUCCAGUGUGCACACAGAGCUGUCUGGGUCCCAGCAGCCAGACAUCCCCUCCACUGAUCCGCCUGGUUCUGUCUCUGACCUGCCUUCUGCCCAGUACAGCCCCUCCAUAUACACCCAGGACUUUGACUCCCCCUCUGCGAGCAAGAGAGUAAGGCACUGUGCAUUUUGUGAUGUUAUCUAUUACUACGGUAGAAAGACAUGGAUUACAUUUGUUUAUGAACUCUUCCAUAAGUUUAGAUAAUUUUAAAAGUCCCCCUCCUAAAAAAAAAAAAAAAAGCAACAUAUGAAAAGGAAUACAGGGAAUUGUAUGAGUUAACAGAAUCUGUCAACGCGCAUGCACCAAGUAUUAUCCCUCCUGAGAGCGAAGUGAGACUUUGUUAGCUCUCUUCCCAUCAAAUUUUAUUUGUGAUAUGCGCCGAAGACAACAAGUGUACACUUUACCGUGAAAUGCUUACGAAUGAGCCCUUUCCCAACAAUGCAGUAAGAAACUUAACAAAUAGAUAAAAAUAAAAUAGUAACACAAUAAAAUAUAAAUAGUACCGGGACCAGAUCAGUGUACGGGGUAGUUGGGGUGGUAGAUUGAGGUAAUAUGUACACUACCGGUCAAAAGUUUUAGAACACCUACUCAUUCAAGAGUUUUUCUUUAUUUUUACUAUUUUCUACAUUGUAGAAUACUAGUGAAGACAUCAACACUAUGAAAUAACACAUAUGGAAUCAUGUAGUAACCAAGUGUUAAACAAAUCAAAAUAUAUUUUACAUUUGAGAUUCUUCAAAUAGCCACCCUUUGCCUUGAUGACAGCUUUGCACACUCUUGGCAUUCUCUUAACCAGCUUCAUGAGGUAGUCACCUGGAAUGCAUUUCAAUUAACAGGUGUGCCUUGUUAAGUUAAUUUGUGGAAUUUCUUUCCUCCUUAAUGCGUUUGAGCCAAUCAGUUGGGUUGUGACAAGGUAGGGGGGGUAUACAGAAGAUAGCCUUAUUUGGUAAAAGACCAAGUCCAUAUUAUGGCAAGAACAGUUCAAAUAAGCAAAGAGAAACGACAGUCCAUCAUUACUUUAAGACAUAAAGGUCAGUCAAUCCGGAAAAUUUAAAGAACCAUCAAGCGCUAUGAUGAAACUGGCUCUCAUGAGGACCACCAUAGGAAUGGAAGACCCAGAGUUACCUCUGCUGCAGAGGAUAAGUUCAUUAGUUACCAGCCUCAGAAAUUGUAGUCCAAAUAAAUGCUUCACAGAGUUCAAGUAAGACACAUCUCAACAUCAACUGUUGAGGAGACUGUGUAAAUCAGACCUUCAUGGUCAAAUUGCUGCAAAGAAACCACUACUAAAGGACACCAAUAAGAAGAGACUUGCUUGGGCUAAGAAACACAAGCAAUGGACAUUAGACAGUUGGAAAUGUGUCCUUUUGGUCUGGAGUUAAAAUUUGAGAUUUAUGGUUCCAACCGCCAUGUCUUUGUGAGACGUGGUGUGGGUGAACGGAUGAUCUCCGCAUGUGUAUUUCUGCAUCAGAUGGCCUGGCCUCCACAGUCACCCGACCUCAACCCAAUUGAGAUCGUUUGCAAUGAGUUGGACCGCAGAGUGAAGGAAAAGCAUCCAACAAGUGCUCAGCAUAUUUGGGAACUCCUUCAAAAUAUAUUUUGAUUUGUUUAACACUUUGUUGGUUACUACAUGAUUCCAUAUGUGUUAAUUCAUAGUGUUGAUGUCUUCACUAUUAUUCUACAAUGUAGAAAAUAGUAAAAAUAAAGAAAAACCCUUGAAUAAGUAGGUGUUCUAAAACUUUUGACCGGUAGUGUACAUGUAGGUUUGGUUAGGUGAUAGAUUGAAUAGGUAGGGGGUGAAAAGCAGAAAUUCCGGGUAGCCGUUUUAAUUAACUGUUCAGCAGUCUUAUGGCUUUGGGUUAGAAGCGGUUCAGGAGCCUUUUGGUCUCAGUCUUGGCGCUCUGGUACCGCUUGCCGUGCGGUAGCAGAGAGAACAGACUGUGACUUGAGUGGCCAGAGUCUUUGACAAUUUUAGGGCCUUCCUCUGACACCGCCUGGUAUAGAGGUCCUGGAUGACAGGGAGCUCGGCCUCAGUGCUGUACUGGGCUGCACGCACUACCCUCUGUAGCGCAAUGCGGUCGGAUGCCAAGCAGUUGCCAUACCAAGCGGUGAUGCAGCCAGUCAAGAUGCUCUCAAUGGUGCAGCUGUAGAAGUUUUUGAGGAUCUGAGGACCCAUACCAAAUAUUUUCAGCCUCCUGAGGGGGAAGAGGUGUUGGGCAGCUCAGUGAAUGUAGGCCUUUGUCCAGGGUCCAGACUCGGUUGAUUCUUCAGGGAAUUGUCACUUUCCUUGUGCACAGUUAAUUUGUUACUUGAGUGUUUUGUGAUUGUGACAUUCAGUAUUGUUCAUUUAACUGCCCUAUUGGGUCAAUAAGAAAACACUUAAAAAAAUUAUUUAUUUCAUUCACUCUUGUGAACUUAUUUUAUGGAACUAGGUGUCAUAGUUAUUUGGGGUUAAAUCAUCUCAGGAAUUUAGAAGCCACAUGCAAAUGAGAUGUAAGCAGGAAGACUCAAGUCUAAAUGUCACAGAAAGGCAUCUGUGCAUGUGCCGUUAGGGACACUGCCUUUUGAGUGUUUUGGUGUGUGUGUUUUGGUGUGGCGUGGUUAGUUAGUUGGGGCAUGCUGUUGUUGUGAAUGUCAGACUGUCCUGAAUUCCCCUUGGGCCCUAUCCUUUUCCUCUGUUGUAUAGUCUCCUUCACCAAAAGCCAGCCUCAGCACUAACACACACCUAGAGGGCAGCAGCAGCAAGAUGCAGCUCCGCUCCUCCUCCAGGACCGCCAGCCACGACCCCAAGGCCACUGACACCCCCUCUGGCACACACACAGGUGAGUUGGUCCCCUCUCUGGAGCAGUAGGACCUCCAAAACGGGACAUCAUUUUUAUUUUCUGUUAGAGCUGUCGAAAGAGGACUGACUGUGCAGGCAUAAUGUGAUGCCGUAAGAAAAGGAUUGUGUGCAGUUCCUUGACGCUCAACCUGCUUAGUUGUGUUAUGGGAGUAUGGAAGCUUCCCAGCCUUCACUGGGCUACAGUCAUAGUCCUUAAACUGUAGUUUCUGGUUCUGUUGUGCUAUUACAGUGGACAUUUCAAUCAUCAGAUUUUAUCACAAACAUAACAUUUUUGGAGUAGCCUAUGAAUGUCCGUAUCGACAAACCGCAAAUAAUUACAUAUUUGCCCCCGCUUCUGAGAAUUUGAGUUCAGUAGUUCUAAGUUGGAUUACUUUAUACUAAUCAGUCUGGCAUGGAUUUAGCAUUUUAACCAAACCUAUUGUGUCACACAGAGCCCAUGUCGGAUCAGAGCGACAUCGAGAGCCGUAUCCGUGCCCUCAAAGAGGAGCUACGCAAACGCAAGUCUGUGGUGUACCAGCUGAAGAAGGAGCAGAAGAAGAGGCACAAAGAGCGUCUGAAAGCCCAGGAGGCCAGCCUACUGAAGCAGCUAGAGGUCAGUGUGUGUCAGAGAAUCCUAGCCUGCCCUGCUCCAUUCAAUGAGCAAUAACAAGAAGAGUGACUUACUUUGGGCUUUGUUUGUUUCCUUAUGUCUAGUCCUACAAUGACUUCAUUGAGAAGACCGAGACUGAGUUGAAUAAGGAACCAGACUCGACACCUGCUGCCAAGCCUCAGAUCAAGGCCCCCACCUCAGCCACAGAGAAGCCCAAGGUUAAACCAAUACCUCCUUACAGGUACACCAGCGCACUAACUAUGUGUAUGUUGCACAAACUGAUCAAUGGGUCCAUUUUCAUUGGAUCUUCAUCUAAAAAAAUGGUUUCUCUCCAGGCCUGAAACCGGCAAAAACUGGAAGGUUGUCUCUGACUCUGAGAAAGCUGAGAAGACACUUCCACAUUCUCCAGUUGAACAAGGUGGGUUGUGCAUUGUCAAGAAGUUUAUUUUUCUCCACGUUGACGUUUGUGCCCAUGCUGUGAUGAUAUCACCAUUUUUUUCCCUAUAUAUAUAUAUAUUUUUUCAGAUGACCUCACAACAUCUGGGCUCAGUAAAUAUACCGCAGGGCAUGAGGAAUCCUCAGACGAGGACCCCCCUACAGUGACCCCAACUCCAGUGUAUGGGAGUCCAGAGCACACCAACGGUCUGAGGGGCCUGCUGUCCCCCAAGCCUCUCCCCAGGAAGCCCUCUGAGGGGGCACUCUCCCUGAGGGAGCCAGCCAGGCCACAGGCCACCAACUCUGGGGAUGAGCGCGUCGUCUCCAGCCACCGGUCAGAGGUCAUCGAGGAGCUGGACUCUGUGAAGUCUGAAGGAUGUGAGCACACUCAGUCACGCUCUGAAGACAGUCACUUUGACCAUCUACUCAAACCUGACCUAGAGCAGAGCCCAGCCUCCCAGCAGCACCAGUCUCUGUCAGAACAUGUUUCCUCAGAGAAAGGAGAACAAGGGCUUUCCCCGAUAAGCAGUCUUGAUGUUGAUGAGAAAUCUGCUAAAUCACCAUCCCCCAUCAAAGGGCAAUCCUACACCCCUGAGUCUGAUGUCUUAUCAUCAAAGAGUGACUUUUCAGCCAAGGGUAAGGAGGCCUCUCCUCCUUCAGCUGAUGGUUAUCAUGAAGACUUUAAAUUCUCUGUGGAGUCUUCACUCAGGGAGGACAACCAAGGCUCCAAACCUACCUCACCAUCCCACCAAGAGACCAGAGAGGCUUCCCACAGCAGGUCACCCUUCUACAGUAGUGAGGAGGAGAUCGGUGAGGAGCUGAGUGGAAGAUCUGGAGCUACUAGUGGCAGUCCUCGCUCUGAAAUACUUCUGGACCUGCAGAGCCAGACCAAGGAUUCCCAGGUCAUUAGUUCAAACCGCUCCCCAACUAUCUCCCCUUCCCAGACCCCACCUUCACUAGCACUGGAUGAAAUGCCUAACUUCACGAUUGGAGACAGGGUUUUAGUGAGUAACGUCCAGCCUGGUACGCUUAGAUUCAAGGGCCACACCAGCUUUGCCAACGGCUUCUGGGCUGGAGUGGAGCUGGACAAGUCUGAAGGAAGCAACAAUGGCACCUACGAUGGGGUGGUGUACUUUGAGUGUGAGGAGGGCCAUGGCAUCUUCGCUCCUCCGGACAAGAUCUCCCGUUUGCCAGAGAAGUUUGAGAUCUACGUAGACACCACAGAGGAUGAGGACUCUUUCCUUGACGACCAAUCUGAAAACAAGCCAAACAAAUGCAACUUUGAAAAGAAAACGCAUGAAAGAAAUCUGCAAAAUAAAAGAGGGGGAACAUCUCAGAAUUAUCGUUCUGGAGACAACGGACCUACUGAUGUGAAUGAUGAUUCAGCUGAACACCAGACAAACCUGAUCAACUUACAUGAGUUCAAAGAGGGAGAAUAUCCAAUGUCCAAUGGAAGAACCAAGACCAUCCUCCUGGACCUUGAAGAUGUACCUACCAGUCUCUUCAUCACUGACAUAGAAUGUAAGAUAAGUCUUGAUGAGACCUCUACCCUCAUUGAGAGGAAAGGCCUAGAUGCCCAUCAGAAGUUUACUCCAGAGCAGACCGUGGGGAAAGACGUCCUCAGUGCUUUUGCAGAUAAGGUCCUCAACAACUUCAUGAAAGAUGCUGUGAAGCAAUUCGCACAGAUCAGAAAGGCCAAAGAAGAGAAGAUAUCAGCUGCUAAUCAAAUGAAAGAUUUCAUUAAAAAGGUAGAGGGUGGGGAAACUGUCUCCCAACCACAGGUUGUGGCACAGAGAGAUGGUCUGCCCUUCUUCCUAGACGGAGACCAAAAGGAGCAAGUCUCGUCUCCAGAACUCUGUAACCGGCCGGUGAGUUCAUCUGAUCUCUUUUUAAAACUGUUAUACAGUAAAUGUUGUAAGUGUUAAAACAUACAGUAUUUUCUUCAGAUAAUGUGAUAACCUGCAAUCACAUGUGCAAUGCAUUUAAUUUCUAAAUUAGGAUAUUUUCAGCUAAAAUACUUCAAAGAGCUGAUGUUCUAGUAAAUGAUUAAACAGAACUGAUAACAUUGCUGUAGGGGAAUCGAUCAAUAAUUGAGCUUAGCAGCACUGUUGAUAACCAUCCAGAGUUGAUUUUACCUCAAAAUACCCUUUAGUCCAAAGGUCAAACAACUUUGACCAACAGGCUUAUCUACACUGAGUGCAAGAAACAUUAUGAACACCUGCUCUUUCCAUGACAGACUGACCAGGUGAAUCCCGGUGAAGGCUAUGUUCCCUUAUUGAUGUAACUUGUUAAAUCCACUUCAAUCAGUGUAGAUUAAGGGGUGGAAAUGGGUUAAAGAAUGAUUUUUAAGCCUUGAGACAAUUGAGACAUGGAUUGUAUGUGUGGCUGGGCAAGACAAAAUAUUUAAGUGCCUUUGAACGGGGUAUUGUAGUAGGUGCCAGGCGCACUGGUUUGUAUCAAGAACUGCAACGCUGCUGGGUUUUUCACGCUCAACUGUUUCCCGUGUGUAUCAAGAAUGGUCCACCACCCAAAGGACAUCCAGCCAACUUAACACAACUGCAGGAAGCAUUGGAGUCAACAUAGGCCAGCAUCCCUGUGGAAUGCUUUCGACACAUUGUAGAGUCCAUGCCUGACGAAUUGAGGCUGUUCUAAGGGCAAAAGGGUGUGCAGCACAAUAUUAGGAAGGUGUUCUUAAUUUUUUGUACACUCUGUGUAUAUCCAAUUGAAUGUGGUGCUCUGUUUUCUUCUGUUUUUGUAGAUAUUUAUCCCAGUAGAAUUUAAAACGUUAUUAAAUUUUCAUAGGGUUUUCACUUAGUGACUCUUGUCCUUCCUCUGUAUCCAUAGGAGAGUCCAGUGUUGGGGGCUAGUGGUCAGGAAGAGUUGACCAAGCGUCUGGCUGAGCUGGAGUUGAGCCGAGCGCUGCUGGAUGAACUGGGGGACGAGCAGGAGUGGUUCGAUGAGGACUAUGGCCUCAGCUCCCGUAGAGAGCAGCAGAAACAGAAGCAACAGCAGGAGGAGGGGCUGUCAGCUGGGUCAGUAGGCCUGGCUGACCAGGUGAAGACCCCACCCAGACCAGAGCUGCCCCGGCAGCCCAAGCUCCCUGAGCAGCCUGCCAUGGUGGUGCCUCACUCCGCCCCGAAGGUGGAGGAGCUGGUCGACGCUGCCACCCAGGAGAUCUGGGACAGAUGUAAACUGGGCCAGGGCACACAGACCCUCGCUGGGCUCGCAGUCCCCAAGCCUUCAGAGGAGUUCCUGGGAUGCGAUGGCAAGGAUCCGGAAAGUCAAUGUGUUCGCAGCUACAGACAGGUAAGGACACAUUGAAAAGAGAUGACCCAUGUCAUUUAUUGAAAUGUAUCCACUGACAUUUGCUUGCUAUCUGCAGGCUGUAUAUGACUUAUCAUGGGAGAUCAUCAAGGAGAUCUUUGCAGAGGAUCCUAACGCCCAUCAGCCUCAGUGGGUCAAGCCUCGACGCAUGAACUCCUCCUACUUCCAUAGAGUAAAGAGCCCUGGCGACAUCACCAGAGUUCAGGUAUGUAUGUGAAACCGACAUCAGUGUGCUUCUAACCGUAUAGCUUCCUCCACUGUCCCUGUUCCAUACCAGGCUCAAACUAGUGGUGUUCUGCUCGCAAACACACGUGACCUCCCUCCUUGACAACGUACCAAGCAAUUGAGCUAUAGAAAAAGCUCUAUAUCGAUAGCUCCAUUGGCAACAUUUCAAGCUAGCUGUGGAGUGAGCUUACGCCACGUUGUUAACUCUGUUACAUAUGCAAUGCUUAUGGUGCCAUCUAAAGUUUAAACUCGUCUUCCAGGCGUUCAUCACCACAGAGGUGUUGAAACUGUAUGGCCUGAAGAAGGACCACAACCAGAAAACAGAUUGGCAGAAGAUGCUGAAAUUCGGAAGGAAAAAACGGGAUCGAGUAGAUCAUAUUCUGGUAAGAGCAUUAAACGGUGAUGCUUUAGGAGUGACUCGUUCUGAAACAUUCUUAAUUCAAGAAGUACUUUAUUUUAUGAAUUACCCAACAAAUGUGAAGUGUAUUUUCUGAUAGUAAGAUGUCUUGUGUGCGUUUUCAGGUCCAGGAGCUUCAUGAGGAAGAGUCUCAGUGGGUGAACUAUGAUGAAGAUGAGCUCUAUGUCAAGAUGCAGUUGGCUGACGGUAUCUUUGAUGCAUUGAUAAAGGACACAGCAGAAGUUCUCACACAAAUUCAGGAGAAGAGGUCAAAAAGAGCCCUUUCCUGAGCUUUUAAGCCUCUGUUUUAAACCCACCUUCCACCAGACAGUCCCUCCCACAGCCAACGUGCCAAUGAUCUCCAGAUGCCUUCAGUUCAGUCAAACUGGUACCCCUCUGCAACACAGCUUUGGACUUGCUAAUUGUGGAUCUACCACGUCUUACACCAAACAUCUUUGAUCCAGCCUUUAACCAACAUGUAAAGCCUCCCAUGCUGGCUCCCCUGUUCAUGUCCAGUCAAAGAUGGAGUGGAUCUUGUUUCCCAAUAAAUUCAUCAAUGCUGCUAAAUUGACUGUUCCAUGGCGAACUCAUGAACUCAAGACAGUAUUGAGGAGCAGUCUGGGUCAUGUAAUAACAUGGGAUGAUGAGAAGAUUAUAUAUAACGAGUGGAAGUCAUUGGGGUUAUCAGAUUGUAUAAAAAUGAAGUAUUUUGCCUCUUGUAUUGUGAUAUUUAUUGUAUGGAAAUUAUUUGAUUAUAGUUUUGUUGUAAGAAAUCUUGCUGUUAACAUGUUUCGAAACAAAGAUUAUUUUAGCAUUUUGUGAAAGACUGAUGAAAUAACAAAGCACAAAAAGAAACGGCAAUACAUUGUAUAGGGAGUGAAAAAUAAAUUCAAAUAUACCUUUUUUUGUAUUUAAUAUUUAAGAAUUCAAAUAUUAGUAAUUGAUGGGUUUAAACACUGUCCUUUUUCUUCCAUGUUUUUGCCUAAUAACUAGCCUAUUGGCAAUGAAAACGGAUACCAAGAGGUUCUACCUGGUUAGUUUGGAAACCAGCCUGUCACGCUGGAUUCAAGCCUUAAAAUUAGCCUUUUACCUGAUUUAGUUAAGUGCCUCUUUUGUUCUGUAUGAUUAUGAAUUGCCACACUCAAGAGCAACAACACAAUUUCCAGGCCUUAGUUGAUGUCUCUACUCUUAUUCACCUCCUUUCUUUUGAAUGUUAUUUACAUAUACAUAAAUACCUAAAGGAAAACUGUUUUUCCAACUGGGUUAAACUUCAGUCUCUGCCUUGUUCAGUGUCUACCUAAGCAUACUUCUAACCAGAGAACACCUUUUGAAAUCCCCCAUUUGCCUUUUGCUCACAGACUGUCGGUAUUGCAUUUCUAAUGUUUCUAAGGUAGUAUAACUCAAAUGCCAUUUAUGGUAGUUAAAUACACUUGCUUCUAUGGCAUUAGGCCUCUGGGCGUCACUGAUGAUGCGCUUCUGAUAUACUACAAUGGAACCAAGUGUUCUCUCCAUUCGUCACGUACACAAUGGCUUUAGCAGCAUGGUAGCAAGUGUGAGUCAUUGAUUAAUUUGUGUGGGUCAUAGCAUUCAACAAUGUUCAAGGGCUUAUUCUGUCCUCUCAUCACUAGAUACCUUAGUCUAAGAAUGCUGUGAUGUACAAAUUAAUUUGCCAUGCAUGACGAUGCUUGUCAGUUGUAAUGUCAGUUAGCCAAGUGACAAUUGUGGGAAUGAAAGUAGUUUCCAUGCCAAUUUGCAUUUGACCACCACUGUUCUUCUACCAGAAGAAGGAGUGGAUAAACUGUCUAUUGUGAGAUGUUGGGCUGUACAUUUCCGUUUGGUACCCAUUACUCCAUGAUAUGCCUCAUUUUCCCGUCCCUAACUGUGUGUAAUGAGAAAAUAGUGAUGUGAUUUAGUACCUAGGAAAUGCAUUUCCACAAGUCUGUAUUGCAACACUUCCCUCUAGAAUGGUCAGAGAAAUCUGAAUUGAUUGUAGCUGCGGAUAAAUAUUAAUUGAUUGUAGCUGGUGGAUGUAAUGUCCCAUUUUAUAACUAACUAUGCAGUAUUUGUUGAUCGGAUACAUUGCUUUAUGUUUGGAUUAUACAAGCCAGCUUUGUAGUCUUUUGGAAAAUCAUUGAAUCGCAAUGUAAUCAAUAUGCCUCCAGACAGUUUUCAAACUGCUGUCUGUAGUAGGACUGUGUUGGCCCUUGCUGUAAAGAUGGGGAUUUUAACUCCAAAGCAAAAAUGUAUAUUAGGCAAAAAUCGUUCGAUAAUGAAAUUGAGUAGACUAGAGAAAUCUUUUUGCAUCUUUUAAAGUGUAUGAAUAUUUAUAAUGUAUUACUGUCAGAGACGCAGGUACACUUGAAGACUUGUACAUUGUUUUAUGGGGUGUAAAUAUACUAGAACAGUUCCCUGUUGGAACUGACUAUUGAACCUGGAAGAUUAUUGUAAAAUAAACAUUGUUCACUUUGCAGAUAUGUAUAUAGUAUACAUAUAUUUGAACUAAAUUGAACUUUGAAAUUGUAAAUAAAUCUUUCAUU
Messenger RNA from Coregonus sp. 'balchen', 45030 nucleotides. Lineage: Eukaryota; Metazoa; Chordata; Actinopteri; Salmoniformes; Salmonidae. The record is from the annotation of a GenBank genome assembly.